GGCUUCACAGUUCCUCUUCCUCCCUUUUCCCACCUCCUCCUCCUCCUCCCUUUCCUUUGCUGCUAGAGCAGCUCUCGCUGGGCGUGGGGAGGAGGGCAUGCCAAAGGCGAAGCCGAGCAACCCUGCGCCGCCGCUAGAGCCAGUCUCCCUGCACGGGGCGAGCGCAGCAGCCUCCUCCUUCCUGGAAGCCCAUCAGGCAGGCGGGGCUAUUCGCUGCCUUGCAGAGGCCGAGCCUCCUCCCGUUUGGGGCUGCAUCCCUCACUCUUCCUUUCCUUCCUCCCUCCCUUCCCUCUCUCCGGUCCGUCUCUCUUUCGACUCCCGCCUCCCUCUUUGCGCGCAGGAGCCGCGUCUCCGGGUGAGUGGCGAGAGGCCGCGCGCCGUAUUUAUAGACAAUCGCAGGCGGGGAUAAUAGGGGGGGACUGGCUCUUCAGUGGCGCCGCCGGGGCAGGUCGCAUUGUGGUAUGUGGGGCAGGUGGUUGGGAGGGGGGGUUGGAAAGGAGAAAGAGUGACAGGCGCCAGCCCCUCAGGCCCCAGAGGAACAGCGCCCUCCUGCAGACCCGCACGGAGGUCCUGGGGUGCUUUGCAGCCUCGCCAGAUUUGGCUGGGAGAGAAGCGUUUUUUGCGCCCUUGGCAACCUUCCCACACACCGGCCUCCACCUCCCUCCUGCCCGGCCCUCUGACACCGUUCUCUGCCGAGUCGUUUUAUUGCAAAGGGGGUGGGUAAAAAAUGUAAGUGCCCCUGUGUCUGGGAGACUUCUUCAGGAGGACUUUCAAGGUGACCCCUGCAUGCGCCCAUCUCCUCCCUUGCCUGCUGCAAAACGCUGCUCUUUUAUGUAUUUUAUGUAUGUGUCUUUUGCUUGCCUAGGAGCCACUCCUUUCUUUCCGAAGCUAAUCUCUGUGGCCUGCAAGGGCGGAGAACGCCAGGCAGCCAAGAUGCCCCACGGUAAGCAGACAAGAGUGCUUCUUCUCAACGACAUGGAAAAGCUGGACAAGACCCUCUUCCGGCUGGAGCAAGGUCAGUGUCCCAGGCGGCUGCUUGUGUGUUCGGUUUUUUUGUUUAACAAGUUGCGUUGGAUCCUUGUGCAAGAGGAAACUCAAACAGUUGUUAACUCUUCCAUCUCGUCCUGUUUUCCUGUGCACAGAGAUUGAUGUAUGCUUUACAGAGGAAAAAAUAGAUUUUUUAAAAUGGAGAGGCCUCUGCCCCAAGCAGCUUACACACAGACAGCAUGCAGACUGUAGCAACAGAGGAGCUUACAUCUGGGUAAAUGGAUCACAUAUGGCUGCCAGGAGUUAAGAAAUGGGUCUUGUGAAAAAAGUUGGGUUUUGAGGAAGGCUUAGGAGGAAACGAAUUAGGUGCAUCAUCUAGCUGGGACUAUGAACACUGACAUUAUAAAUAACUUCAAUAAAUAAAUCAGUACUUUAACAGACGUAAGAGGCAAUGGGAGAGGUGGGUGGAACCAUUUAAGAAAUAAGAGUUUAGUUUGCUGAGGAGUAUGCAUAAUGCAUAAAGAAGUCAAUAUGAUCCAUUAAUUUUUCUGAAGCUGCUCCAUGCUUUUCAAAUGGUUUAUGAAUACAGCAUUCCUCUGAGUGGUCAUAAACUGACUAAUUAUAUGUGAGGCUCCAGGCUUGCAGUGUUCUUUUUUAAAAAAACAACAACGCUUAAGGGCUAAACUAAGUGUGUGUUGGCAAACAGGUCAAAGAGAACAGAUCACUAUUUCUUUGCUUUAAAGCAGUAAACAGAGGUGCUCUCAAAUUAUGCUGUUUGCUGCAUGAAACAGGGGUGGGUAGAGAAUAGCUCAGGAAUGGCAGGGGUACAAUAAGCAGGGAAGUAUUAGCCACUUCUAUCACUUCUGCCAUACAAAUUGUGCUUAGCACCUGCCAGUUCGUUUUUGUCUUUCUGUUUUGUAAUGGGAACAGGGUUAGUAAUCACAAGUUUGCCACUGAACCCUUAGCAUUGGAGGUAUGGCAUUUUAAUGUGCCCUUAAUAAAUAAUUCCCAAUGAACACAAUGAAAGCGUUCUUCUGAAUAAACUUGUGCAGCUAUGUCUAAACAUGGCUAUAGUCUUACAGUUAGUUGUAAAUCUGCCAGUGUUGUCAUCAAGGACAUCUAUUACCAAGGUUUCUGCUAUAAUUCUAAGCAGUUAGUGGGAUUGGCUUCCAGCUAAUUUUUCUUAAGAUGGAUGUGCCAUCUUCUAACAUGGGAAGAACGUUCUGACCCUGAAAGUAAGAUGCUAGGAUUGCAGUCAUCAGAGGGAUAUACACAGGAACUGACCUCAGUCGGGCCCAUCUGCUGUAAGAGGAAGUACAAUGACAGUUUAAGCUGUUGUAACUUUGAAGAAGAUUCUAUUGAAAGUUUGGAAUGCAAGGAAGGGCAUUUUGGGAUGUGGUGGUGAAUGACAUAGACUAGAAAAAAAUUGGAAUGCGCUUUCAUUCCCCCACAAGAGAGGGGGCAUUAAAUGUUAUCGUAGCCAUACUGGAGCCGCUGUUGAUAGAGGCUGGUGUGUGGGUUCUGACUGCAGAAUUGGCAGCCAAGUCCACAGAGUUGGCUUGCAUAAAUGUUAUCCCAAGUGCUAAGCACCCACUUGCGGAAAAUUGGUUACCAUGCAGCUACAGUAACGUUUAGGACUGCAGGCAAAUGCCCCAGUUAGCUGGGAGUGAGCCCUGUUCAGUUCAGUAGAACUUACAGUGCAAUCAAUCCUAACCAUACCUACUCAGAAGUAAGUCAUAUCCAGAAUUUAAAAGUUACACCUCCUCUACGCAGGAGAUGUUUCUGCAGUCUUGGACAGGGAACACACUAAAAUAAUACAGUGGUACCUCGGGUUAUGAACUUGAUUUGUUCCUGAGGUCCGUUCUUAACCCAAAGCCGUUCUUAACCUGAGGCGCGCUUUCGCUAAUGGGGUAUCCUGCUGCUGCCAUGCCACCGGCGCGCGAUUUUUGUUCUCAUCCUGGGGCAAAUUUAUCAACCCGAGGUACUACUUCUGGGUUAGUGGAGUUUGUAACCGGAAGUGUUUGUAACCUGAAGUGUUUGUAAUCUGAGGUACCACUGUGGGUUACAUACGCUUCAGGUUACAGACUCCACUAACCCAGAAAUAGUACCUCAGGUUAAGAACUUUGCUUCAGGAUGAGAACAGAAAUCAUGCUCCAGCGGUGCAGCGGCAGCAGGAGGCCCCAUUAGCUAAAGUGGUGCUUCAGGUUAAGAACAGUUUCAGGUUAAGUACAGACCUCUGGAACGAAUUAAGUACUUAACCCGAGGUACCACUGUACUUCAUUGACCGUGUAGGCUAGGAAAUAGGUAGUUUGAAGCAUUUGUGCUUCCUGCUUCAUCUGUACCAUCUUGGGUGCUCGUUUGUACAUUAACAAGGCUAUCUGUUGCUCAGAAGGAAGCUCCAUUCAGGUUAACGAGACUUACCCCCAUGUUACUUGUAAAGCAUGGAAUCCCAAGUACACAAACUGGACAACAGCCUCCAUAGAAAAGAAGUAAACAUAAAGCAUGGUUAGGUUCAGGCUGUAAGAAUUUUUAAUUGCUGGAUGCCGAAGAACUUUUGAAACCUCAAAAUGUGUUACUUUUUGAAUUUUUAUUUUCUUAAAUUCCAGCUUUUCAUUUAUAAAUUAUGAGUCUCAAAAAUGGUUUCCCCACAUACAUAAAAUCAAUAAACAACAGCAGUUAAAAUUGACCCAAAUAGUAAUGCAAUCUCAACAACUAGCCAGAACCAAAAAUAAUUCAACUGUGUUUAACAAAUUAUGCUCCUUUAAAACUAGGAAUCAAAUCAGGGGAUUUGAUUUUAUAAUUUGGAAAAUGGCUAGGGGAGCACCUCAAGGGCAAUGCACUAUGACAGUGAAGGAAAAUGAAGCUAGUUCUUAUCUGUAUUUCUGCUCUGCAAGAUAGAAAAAAAUGAUUUGGGAAAACUUUUAAAAUAGAAAAAGCCAUGCAAUUCCACAUAGCAAAAAGAACUAACAGAUAGACGGUGUAACUAAUAUGAGCUAUGCAUUUUUAGUCUACAUGGGUUUUAGGGAAUAAGAUAUCGGUAGCAAACAUCUCUGCAGUCCGAUCUAUGUUUAGCAAACUAUAAACAAACUUGUCAAGCCUGUAGCAAAAGCACAAAUGACCUGUUCUUAAAUUUAUUUUUAUAGACAUUGUUAUGAAGGCAAAGAACCUUAGGCUUAACAAAUUAUUAUUACAAUAUUUAUUAAAUUGGUAUACUAUACUCUAUCCAUAAAUCUCAGGGCGAUUCACAACACAAAAACACAAGAUAAAAAAAAAAAACGCAAAAUGCAUGAUGAAAACAAGAACAAAAAUAAACCAUAACCCCACAACACAUUUAAGAUGGUAUUGGAUGUAAUCAGCCAAAGGCCUAUUUAAAGAGGAAUGUUUUUGCCUGGUGCCUAAAGUGUAAAAUGAAGGCGCCAGCCGAACUUCCCUGGGGAGAGUAUUCCACAGACAGGGAGCCACUGCAGAAAAGGCCUUUCCCAAAGAUCUUCACGCUGCUUACCAAUUCAUUUCUGUGUCAGUAAAUGAAGGUAAACAGAUGCAGAUGAAAUAAUCAUGGACUACUCAUGUAUAUAUUUGUACAACAUCAUUCUGGCAUUGCUUUUGAGCUGGCUCCGUUCCAUACCUUCUUUGAAACAGUUAUAAAAUGUUUCUCUCUUGUAUAAUUUCGUAAAUUGUGUGUAGUACUUUAUGAGCUUUGGAGGCCACAGUAGCCAAGGCUGUUUUGUUUUGGAUGAACAGAUACUUUGUGUGGUGUUGGGUUUUAAAAGAAAAUAAUCUUUGUGUGAGUGCUUUGUUCUUUGUUGUUCAUGGCUCCCUCUCACAUAUGGUUUGCAAGAUCUAGGCCUUGGUCAUUAGUGGCUCUUAAUGAGUGAACAACUAUACUGUUCUGUUCAUAUCUGUAGCUCAAUCGAUUGAGCUGGUUGAUGUCUAAAUAUUUAAUUUCCAGCAUUCAUCUGCCCUGAGAGCUAAUGCAUAUAACCGCAGUGGGGUCUUUCAACCUGUGCAGCCAUUCCUUUCCUCUGUGCAUAAACAGAAGAAGAAGAAGAAGAAGAAGAAGAAGAAGAAGAAGAAGAGUUUGGAUUUGAUAUCCCGCCUUUCACUCCCCUUCAGGAGUCUCAAAGCAGCUAACAAUCUCCUUUCCCUUCCUCCCCCACAACAAACACUCUGUGAGGUGAGUGGGGCUGAGAGACUUCAAAGAAGUGUGACUGGCCCAAGGUCACCCAGCAGCUGCAUGUGGAGGAGCGGGGAAGCGAACCCGGUUCCCCAGAUUACGUGACUACCGCUCUUAACCACUACACCACACUGGCUCUCAUGGCAAACAAACCAGCCAUUUCCUCAACAGUCCUUUCUGGCAGUUGGCUCAUUGAGGCAUCAGUCCAUGUUGAUAAGUUUUAAGAUAUGGGUGUUUGCGCUCUAACCGUUGCCUGUCUUGCUCUGUUCAGGUUUUGAACUACAGUUCCGUCUGGGGCCUACCUUGCAAGGCAAGCAUGUUACGGUGCAUACCAACUACCCAGCUUCUGGAGAAGGGUUCAACCGUCACAAGUUCAGGUGCCUGUCAUGGCACAACCCAACUGGGAAAGAAGAUGAUUCUGACAAAUACUGCAAACUAGAUCUCCAGAUCUCUGGGUCAUACCAGUAUUAUUUCAGUCAUGAGUAAGUAAUGGUUGGCUCCAGAGGAAGAUAAGCUUGCAUCGGCACCUCCUGUUUCUUAUGCUGUUAUACCUUCGAUCUCAGACACCUUGGCUCUCGAACAAAUUGGCUUCUGAUCGUUCGAAACCUGGAAGUGAGUGUUCCAGUUUCCGAACAAUUUUUGGAAGCAGCUUCUCUGGCUUCCGAUUGGCUGCAGGAUGCCCCUACAGCCAAUCAGAAGCCGCGUCUUGGUUUUCAGACAGUUCCGGGAGUCAAACAGACUCCCAGAACACAUUCUGUUCGAGAACCAAGGUACAACUGUAUUGGGAGUCGUUCACAUCUUAACCCUGCUGGCAGUCCUUUUUGUGUGACAGAGGAGCAGGCCGCAAACAUUAAGAUAGCCCAGGAGGCUGGUUCUCCAUGCAGAGAUUUGUGUGUGUCUCCCCCCACAUCAAAAAGAGAUGGGGAACAGUCAAGCAGUUAGAUCUAUAUGUGUAUUGACUUACAGUGGUACCUUGGGUUACAUACGCUUCAGGUUACAGACUCCGCUAACCCAGAAAUAGUACCUCGGGUUAAGAACUUUGCUUCAGGAUGAGAACAGAAAUCGUGCUCCGGCGGCGUGGCGGCAACAGGAAGCCCCAUUAGCCAAAGUGGUGCUUCAGGUUAAGAACAGUUUCAGGUUAAGUACAGACCUCUGGAACGAAUUAAGUACUUAACCCGAGGUACCACCGUACUAUGUUGAGUGCCUCCUUCAGACACUGAGUUAGGCAAAGUUAGAUGCUACCUUUAUUGUGUGGUUAGCAAACAACAAUAUAUGUUGGUCAUUACCCCCCAAAAUAUAUGUUGGUCAUUACCCCCCCAAAAUUAAAAAUACUAGGCGCAGUGGGGGCUGGUUCUCAUUGGACCACAACAUGUGAAAGCAGGAGGUUUUCCUCUCCAGUUGUGAUCUCUCUGAAAAUGUGCCCUUGUGCUGCUGUUAGCACUGGGGGAGAAGGAAAUUCACAUUGGCACAAAUGGGCCUUUUCCCUCCCAGUGCUAACUGCAACACGGGGUGUUUUUUGUUGAGAGCGCAGCUGGGAGGGAAGAGUUAAACCUCCCCUCUCAAUGUGCUGCAGGCCUAAUGAGAAUCCUUUUCCCACCCCUUCGCUAGUACUUAAUUUGGGAGGGGAGAGAGAGAAAGAGACAUGACUGCUAACCAGUCGAGGGAGGUAACAUGUAGUUUGGCCUAAGAUAAUGUUUGACAAAGGCACUCCCCAUAACAAGACUAUAUACGUAGAGACUAAAUUUGCUAUUUUGUCCUCUACCUCUUUCUGAGCUGAGAAGAGGCACACAAGCCUCAGGUGUGCAUUGCUGACAUGUAAAUUAAGAGAAGUUGCUAAUAAAGGAAGACCAAGAACUCUGGUUUAUUGAAAAUGCAGUCCUUGAUCUUGAAAAAAAAUUGGUGGCAUAUUCUUAUUGCAUGUGAAUGUCAAAGAGGAAAUGUAAAACCACAUCUGUUUAUAAGUCAUUUAAAAGAAGAUCCCAGUACUGUUUUAAAAGUUAAAUUCUCAGAUAUUGUUUGCUAGAUUUGUCAUAUUGGGAGGCAGUCUGUGGUAUUUACAACCUUUAGGUUUGUUUUCAAUAAAUGUUGGGUGUUAGUGCUGAUCUUCAAAUGCCAGGAAAAGAUCAGUUCAGCGACUUAAGAGGUCAGCAGUUGUGCAUGUCAUGGUUCUAUGUGUUUUCCUUUUUGAAACGCCACAAUGAGUUUUUAAAACCUGCAUAUCAUCAGUGUGGCUUUGCCAGCCAAGCGCACCAAUACUCCUGAGGUAUGCUGCCUUUUGAGUGCAGGGUGUAGGUUCCAGACCAGCUCACUGACCUUGCCCCAUUUUCUGGGCUUCUCUACUCAGGUUACUCUAAAGGCAGGGAAGUGUUCCUGCAAGUCAGACAGCUAUGAGGAUACAGUAUGGGAAAAUGUAAUAGGAGACCCAGAAUACAUACAGUUUCUCUGCAGGAAGAUCCUGGAAACUUCUGUGCAGAUUACAAGCUGCUUGCAUAAAUCUUCAGACGGAGAGAUACUUAAAAGCGCACCCAUGUUAUGGUUGCUUUUUUUUUAGGAGAGACUCUGUAUCUCAAUAAUUUACAAAACAAAAAACCUAAACCUUUUACAUCUCUCGUGGCAGAAUGGGCAAGCCAUCAUGUCCCAGCCUGAAUCUGCAACAAAGCCAUAAUAGCCAAUAUUUUAUUUAUUUGGGUAUUUUUUCAUCAUUGCUUUUCAGGGCCAAGGGGCAACUCGGGGAUAUUCACAGUUAAGGAUCAUAAAAAUAUAUAAUUUAAAACAGUUAAAUCAUCCAACCACAAAUAAAAGCAGUAGGAGUUAAAAUUGUGGACAGCCGUCCUAUUCAAUUAAAAACAACUUCGAAUAGUAAAAUCUUUAAGGCCUGCUUGAACACAACUAGAGGGUGUGGUCCAGAGGCAUGCAGGGCAUGUGAAGCAUUUUGAACACUAUAAGUCAGGCUUCCUCAAACUUGGCCCUCCAGAUGUUUUGAGACUACAGUUCCCAUCAUCCCUGACCACUGGUCCUGCUAGCUAGGGAUCAUGGGAGUUGUAGGCCAAAAACAUCUGGAGGGCCGAGUUGGAGGAAGCCUGCUAUAAAUUGCUUUAUAAUUAUAAUAGCAGCAGCAGAGAAACAGUCUCAUAAUGUCAGGAAGGUCAGAGGUGAAUUUGAGAUGGUUCCUGGGGGAAACUCCUUGAUUCUUUAUAAAACAUGGGUUAAAUGCAUUUGACUUUCCUAGCAUUCCUAUUUCAGCCAUUCAACAGUUUUUAUUCUAUAUUUGGCUUCUCUUAAGAACAAUUCUAUGUAUAUCAACAUAGGAGUAACAUCUAUUAAGUACAGUGGGGUUUACUCUUCCGGGCUAGUGAGUACAGUAUAGACUUGCAGGCUUAAAGGGCUUUUAAAAAGCAGUAUCUUUUGAGCUUCAAAGUAUUGUUAAUGCUUUCGGAUUCCCUUAAAGACAUUAAAAUAAUUUUAGAAUAGCAAGCAAAAAAUAUCUUAUUAGGUCUUGGUAAUAAUUGGUGGUUGAUUCCAGCAUUUAUUAGCUUUUGUAUUGAUAAAAGAUGUGUGUGUGUUCUUGCAGAGAUAAGAAAAGCGGUGGAGGUUACAUAGUUGUGGAUCCUAUUUUGCGUGUUGGUGCUGACAAUCAUGAAUUGCCCUUGGAUUGUGUUACACUCCAGACAUUCCUGGCUAAGUGUCUGGGACCAUUUGAUGGAUGGGAAGAUCGUCUUAGAGUCGCAAAAGAAUCUGGUAAUAAACACAUUGACUCCCAAAUCAAAUCUCUGGUACAUAGCACUGAUUGACUGACUGUAUUUAAAUAUCCUAUUUCUUCCGGGGAGCUCAAGGCAAUACACACAUGGUUCCCAGGCAAAUCUCCCAUUUGGAUGCUGACCAGACCCAGACCUGCUGGGCUUCACCAAGCUUGCUGCAUGCUUUAUGAAGGGUUGCUUUCAGUACUCGGCAAGGAGCGGGUGGCACUGUGGUCUAAACCACUCAGCCUCUUGGGCUUGCCAAUCAGAAGGUCGGCGGUUUGAAUCCCCACGACGGGAUGAACUCCCGUUGCUCUGUCCCAGCUCCUGCCAACCUAGCAGUUUGAAAGCACGCCAGUGCAAGUAGAUAAAUAGGUACCGCUCCGGUGGGAAGGUAAACAGUGUUUCUGUGCACUCUGGCUUCCGUCACGGUGUCCCGUUGCACCAGAAGCGGUUUAGUCAUGCUGGCCACAUGACCCAGAAAGCUGUCUGUGGGCAAAUGCCAGCUCCCUCAGCCUGAGAGCGAGAUGAACGCCACACCCCAUAGUCACUUUUGACUGGACUUAACCAUCCAGGGGUCCUUUACCUUUGCCUUCAAUACUUAAGACUGCCCAGUCUACUAUAAGUGUCAUGUUAAUACAUUUCAUUAUUGCUUUGUAGGUUACAACAUGGUUCACUUGACACCAGUCCAGAAACUUGGUAAAUCAAGAUCAUGUUAUUCAUUAGCUGAUCAGCUGGAAAUAAAUCCUGAUUUUUCAACCCCAAACAAAAAGUGUUCUUGGAGUGAGCUUGGAAAACUAGUGGAAAAAAUGAAAAAUGAAUGGAAUAUGCUUUGUAUUACCGAUGUAGUCUACAAUCACACUGGUAUGUUCAUUUUUGCUGUCAUUUGAAUUUAACCUCAAGGGUGAAAAUGCAUAGGGUAAUAGUUUCUCUGUCUUAUCCACUGCACUUAACAAAUGCACAGAUUUGUAUCCAGCAACUUUUGUAUGCAUGUGCAAACUUCACAAAGACCAGUCGUGUCCAGGAGUAUAAAAAGAGAAUUUUUAAAAUAUAUGUUUAAGAAUUAGUUCGAGCUAGGCAGUAAAUUUCCCUCUAGGCUCUGUGUGUUGUUUAAAACUAUAUUUUACUUAAAUAACCCAGAAAAAAAAUAGGGGAUGGCGUUUGGUGGUGAUCUUAAGAUUUGUAACUAUUCAGACAUUUUUAAUUCACUUGUUUUCAAAAUGCUUUGAGGGUAACAGCUCCUGCAAGCACAAAACCUUGUGUCUCCGUUACCCAAGAGAAGAAGAAAGCCUUUACUUUUUUCAGUUUCUGAAAGGGGGUGGUGGAGGACAUUUCCAUGCCAAUUUUCAGAACUGGGCAAAAGUAUUGCAAAAAUAGAAGCAUUUGUGCAGCUAAGUAGAGACUGACGAAAGUGUCCAAGUGGAACGCAACCUCAUUUUGUCAGUUCAAUUGGCUGGCUGCUUUUACCGCUGAUGGCAGAGCUCCAUGUUUAUAAAGGUCAGACCUUCAGUGAAAAGUAAGAUCUUCGUGGCUUUAGAAUGCCAGGUUCUAAAGGAUCUUGAGUUUCAAUGUUGGAGGACAAUUUUAGGUUAAGGAAGAACACCUUGCACCACAACAGAGGUGCUGUUCUUCCCAAGACAGUUUUCUCUGUUUCCUUGAUAUCCAUGCAAGGGCUAGGUUUUAUUUUCUGUCACUCCUAUGAGACAGAGAGAGAGAGAGAGCACUUAUUGAAUGCCCCCCUCCAGCAGGCAUACUGAGACACACAUGUACCUUAAUGAUGGGCUGGUGAACCUUGAACUGCUUGCAUCAGGAGAAACUUUGGGUCUGGAUGAUGGUUUGAUAGUUAGAACAUCAUCACUGGAUAUAUUACAGCUAUCAAGUGAUGAAUGCAUAUUUGAGCUUGCACUUAUCCCCGGAGAACUGUAUCGCACAAGUCUCACUCAGUGGAAUAACCAUUUUUUGAGAACUUGCAGAGUUCCUUAGUUCCUAGGUGCGGGUCCUUCAACAUUGUCUCCUUUGAUUACAAAAUUUAAUAAGCAAUGCAAUUUCAGUAGUUGGCAAAGUUCUCCCCAAAAAGGAACAUAACUUCAUGUGUGUUCUUCAGAAUUUUGGGAAAUGAUUUUAUGGCAAUGGCAGGGAAGUGACUAAAAAUUAGUGUUGAUGCCUUCCUUGACAUUGCAAAGUAUAUAUGAAGGACAACAUUUAAACUUCUAAAGAUCUAGGGCUGGAUUCAGCUAUAAGGUUCCAUUAGUGGAAGCCAGUGCAAGGACUGCUACUAGUGCAAUGGUUAUCCCCAUGUGUAACUCUGCAUCUCCCCCAGUUCUGCUCUGGAGGGUCAGGAAAAACCCCAGAUCACCCCAUGAUGGGAGGCAAAGAUAGAUCGUUCUGUGAGCACAAUCAUUUCUGCUUGCCCAAGAGAAUGAUCUUGUUAGCACUACGUUGAAGCCUACCCAAUACUUGUGAGUGUUCGCGUCAGGCUGAUUAGUAAUGGCAGGUUAUUGGAAAAACACCUGAUCAGUUAACAUUAGAAAAGAGGUAUAACUUUGGCUGAUUGCCGCCAUUGAAAAACUCACUUGCCAACUGCAUCCGGCAAAAGGCCAAGCUACAGAUAUGGACUUUGAAACUUGGCAAGGCUUUAUUGCUUUAGCACUUGGUUGCUGAUUCAUAUAGAAAAGAAUGAGCAACAAAUCUCACCGCUGUGGAACAGAAAGAUUUAUAAUAUCCUACUAGUGACUCUUGAACGGAGGAGACUAUAUGUGCUCAGCUUCUUCUGAGUUUUUUACUUUCAGCAGUAUUCCUAGACUUCUCUGUAGACCAGGCUUCCUCCAACUCGGCCCUCCAGAUGUUUUUGAGACUGCAAUUCCCAUCAUCCCUGACCACUGGUCCUGCUAGCUAAGGAUCAUGGGAGUUGUAGGCCAAAAACAUCUGGAGGGCCAAGUUGGAGGAAGCCUGCUGUAGACAGAAAGCAGUAAACAAAUAUGAGAGAUGCCUUAGAAUUCUGUACAUGGUCGUUUUCUGCAUUAAGAAAUUAAGAAGCACCUUUAAAAAAAUACUUAAUUUGACAUAUCCAAUGUAAGACUUCCUAGUUUCCUGUCCAUUCAGAAUCUUAACUUUCAUACAUACACUCCAUAGAGGUAAUUGGCAGGAUAAUGGAAGUGCCAUCCUGAGGUGCUAUGUGCUUGAUAUUUAAUUUUUUCCCCCUUUCUCAUUGUGUAUCUCUUUGUUUUCCCCAGCUUCAAAUAGUGAGUGGAUAACUCAGCAUCCAGAAUGUGCAUACAACCUUGUUAAUUCUCCUCACUUGAAACCAGCCUGGAUUUUGGACCGAGCCCUGUGGCAUUUAACCUGUAAAGUGGCUGGUGGGAAAUGCAGCGACAAAGGCGUUCCUCCGCUGCUUGAGAACGAACACCACUUGAAUGUAAGAAAUAAACACAUAAUAUCUCGCUUGGUGGGAUGCGGGUGGUGCUGUGGGUUAAACCACAGAGUCUAGGAAUUGCCAAUCAGAAGGUCGGCAGUUCGAAUCCCUGUGACGGGAUGAGCCCCCGUUGCUCGGUCCCUGCUCCUGCCAACCUAGCAGUUCGAAAGCACCUCAAAGUGCAAGUAGAUAAAUAGGUACCGCUCUGGCGGGAAGGUAAAUGGCGUUUCCGUGCGCUGCUCUGGUUCGCCAGAAGCGGCUUCAUCAUGCUGGCCACAUGACCCGGAAGCUGAAUGCCGGCUCCCUCGGCCAAUAAAGCGAGAUGAGCGCCGCAACCCCAGAGUCGGUCACGGCUGGACCUAAUGGUCAGGGGUCCCUUUACCUUUAUCUUAACACAUGCUGUCACUGAAUGAAAGGGAAGUCUGAUUUAUAAUCUGUGGAACUUCUAACCGUUUCACUUUUCGGCUUGCCUUUCUGUAGGAGGACUAAAACUUCAUUUCCUUCAGUAUGGUAUUAGUCUUUUUAUAUAACAAAAAAGACGGUAUCGUAUGCUGACCCUUUCUAUUGUACUUCAUAAUAUUUGUCUUAAGUAGAGUUAUAUUGAGUUAGAUCCAAUGUGUGGCAAUUCUAAGGUUACCAGAUUUUUUCCAGUGAAUCCAGGGAUACUUUUCAACUUCAAUGGAUUUUGUAUGGGGACUGAUUUGUAAAUCCGGGACUGUCCCCAGGAAACGGGGACAUCUGGGUAACCUUAAAUUAGACUCCUGUUUGCACAGCAGGACUUUCCAUUCCUCUCUUCCCGCUCUUGCCUCCUCAAGAGAUGUCUUGUUGCACAAGGAAGAGAAGUGUUGUUGUGCAACAGGACAGGCUUUUCCCACUGUAGUUCCAGGGUAUAUGGUUUUUUUAAAAAGUUUUUCUUUCUGGCUCUGUAUUGCAAGUAGUCUUGCCAUGAAUAUUUUGUAGAAUAGUGACUCAUAAGUUCAUAUAAAAGUAAGUCAUAUAGGUACUAGGGUUCAGCUCAAAACUUUCCCUGUUUGUUUGUUUUGUACAUAAAUAAAGUAUUUGCUGCUGGAUUCUGUGCUUUCUUUCCUGUGAAACAGUAUAAAUGCCUCACAGAGUGUUGUGUAUGUAAUAAAUGAAUGAUGGCUCAGAACAGUUUUGGCACAGGAGCAUUUACAAUUAAUUUUUGCAUAUGGCACCGAAUUUUGUUUACCUGCCUGAUGUGCUGCUUUUAUUUUUGCAGAAUGUCCGUAAAGUCAUUUGGGAGGAUAUUUUCCCGAAACUAAGAUUAUGGGAAUUUUUCCAAGUAGAUGUUAACAAAGCAGUCCAGCAAUUUAAAACUCUGUUGACUCAAGGUAAAAAAAACCUUAUAACUCUCAGCACGAACAAACGCCACCUGGGAUCCAGGUAGCCGCGGUUGGCUUUGGCUAGGCCAGUGGAACUUUUAACUACCUUUCUUGUGGCAUGUUGCAAAUAAAGCUACUUUCAAAAUUCCCUUCCGUUCCCCAAAGUAGCUUGUCACGGGGCAAGAGGACAUCAUGGGGAACAGGAUUCAGCUGGUGGGGCAGAUUCAGAGCUUCCCCAUCCCUGGCAGGCCACUUUGAGAGGGUCUAUGCCCUGGUAUCUGAUUACCUAUUCUUCUUUUGCAGUGUGGCCAGAGUUCAAGUGUAGAAAGUAGCUCAAGCUAAAUGGGAUGUGUCUGUGUACAUAUGGUUAUGUGCGCUGAGAAAUGACCAUAAGCUACAUGGGAGACAGGGGGCAGGUGGGUGCGGGGGACUCCCUGGUCCUGAAUGUGGUAACUGUGCCCCUGAAGGACCAGGUGCGCAGCCUGGGAGUCAUUCUGGACUCACAGCUGUCCAUGGAGGCGCAGGCCAGUUCUGUGUCCAGGGCAGCUGUCUACCAGCUCCAUCUGGUAUGCCGGCUGAGACCCUACCUGCCCGCGGACUGUCUCACCAGAGUGGUGCAUGCUCUGGUUAUCUUCCGCUUGGACUACUGCAAUGUGCUCUACGUGGGCCUACCUUUGAGGGUGACCCAGAAACUACAAUUAACCCAGAAUGCGGCAGCAAGACUAUGUGACUGGGAGUGGCCGCUGAGACCAUAUAAUACUGGUCCUGAAAGGCCUACAUUGGCUCCCAGGACGUUUCCGAGCACAAUUCAAAGUGUUGGUGCAGACCUUUAAAGCUCUAAACGGCCUCGGUCCUUAAGGAGCGUCUCCACCCCCAUCGUUCAGCCCAGACACUGAGGUCCAGCUCUGAAGGCCGUCUGGCAGUUCCCUCACUGCAAGAAGUGAGGUUACAGGGAAUCAGGCAGAGGGCCUUCUUGGUAGUGGUGCCUGCCCUGUGGAAUGCCCUCCCAUCAGAUGUUAAGGAAAUAAACAACUGUCUGACUUUUAGAAGACAUCUGAAAGCAGCCCUGUUUAGGGAAUUUUUAAUGUUUGAUCUUUUGUUGUCUUUUUAAUAUUCUGCUGGGAGCUGCCCAGAGUGGCUGGGGAAACCCAGCCAGAUGGGCAGGGUAUAAAUAAUAAAUUAUUAUUAUACUAUUAUUAUGCUUUAAGGGCACUGAAAGCCAACUUUGUGUGGGGGGUAAUUUUGAUUAUUUUAGAAUGGAAGGAGUCUGUCCGCUCUGCAACAGGUUAGACUGCUGGGUAGCAUUUGGAUCUAUGAGUUCCUUGGCUUUCAGAAUAAUAAAGAACUGCCCAGUCAUGUAGGCAAUAAAAUGCUUUUAAACUCAUUAAAAAAAUAUUCUGUUUCUUAAAUCUACAACAGGUGGUUCUAAAGUUAAAACUGACCCCAAUCAACAUCUCGCAAUUGUUCAGGAUCCUGAAUUCAAGAGACUCGGCUGUACUGUAGAUAUGAACAUUGCAUUGAACACCUUCAUACCUCAUAGGUAUGUCCUUUCUCAAAGUGUUUUUAAACACUAAACAUCUUGGUGGCACAUGCUUUUCCAAGAGGGGAGAGUCAUUUAUGGGUCAGAAAAUUGGGUCUGCUCCAUUCACAGAAAAACGAGGACCCUAAAAAAUGUGCUGUGAAAACUGCACACCUAGUGGCACCUCGUUCAAUCCAGCUGGCUGUAGCAUUUGCAUAAAACACACCCACUCAAUUUGGUAUGAAACAGGUUGCUUAGCACCUGAAUUUUCAGUUCUCACUUGGAAGGCUCAUUGGCUGGUAUGUCACAUGUUGUAUGGUUCUUCUAGAGUGCUGUUCCCAUACAUAUAUUUAAUGCAAAGUUCAGUGCAAAAGAUGUGCGGAACAAACUAUUCCAGAUUCACCAAAGGUGAAUGUUUGAUAUCAAAGGUAGCUUGAAUGAGAAAAGCUUACAAAUAGGCCUUGACUGCCUUAGACACAGAUGAUUCAUUUUGCAUCGACUCGAUGUUGACAUUGGAGUGUAAAGAGACACCAACUUCCUCAUGGCUGUGCAUGAAUUAAACUCAAAACUCCCGACACGUUUAUUUGAGUGGCAUUUCAUUGUUUCCAUGCAUUGUUGUUUUCAGCAAUGGGCCUGCAGCAAUAGAGGAAUGCUGUAACUGGUUCCGCAAGAGAGUUGAAGAACUAAACGGUGAAAUGUACAGGCAGACAAACUACCAUCAAGAGCAGGUUGUAACAAUAAGGCAUCUUUGAAGUUCAUGCUUGCAUUCAUUUGUUCAUUAUUUGUAGCAUCCACUGAACUGUUAAAGCUGUGCUGAAAUGACUGCUUUUACUGGCUUCCAGGCAGCCAAUUGCAUUGUGGCGACGGUGAACUAUGAACGACUGGCUGGGCAUGGUCCUAAGUUAGGUCCCGUAACCCGAAAGUUUCCUUUAGUUACGAGGUAUUAUAUCUUCUACACUCAAAAUAAAAUGUCUUUGGUGAUGGAUAAAAAUGGUUGGUGUUUGGUAAUAUGUAAUAUGUCAGAAAGUAUAGAUUGUAGAACAAGGCUCUGACUUGGAGUGCGUGGCAUGUGUAUUUUUGUUUAAUAAGCCAAGAUAUACACACACCCUCACUCAAACAUGCGCACAGCCCCUUCUCUCCUUUUGCAGCAUGCAUGUGUUAAACCUAGAUGUCUCCAAUUAAUCAGUAUGCCAGUGUGGUGUAGUGGCUAAGAGCAGUAGUCUUGUAAUCUGGCGAACCGGGUUCGCUUCCCCGCUUCUCCACAUGCAGCUGCUGGGUGACCUUGGGCUAGUCACACUUCUCUGAAGUCUCUCAGCCCCACUCACCUCACAGAGUGUUUGUUGUGGGGGAGGAAGGGAAAGGAGAUUGUUAGCCGCUUUGAGACUCCUUCAGGUAGUGAUAAAGCGGGAUAUCAAAUCCAAACUCUUAUUCUCUUCUUCUUCUCUGAAUACCAGCUGCUGGGGAAUGUGAAUGGGAGAGUACUAGCGUGCUCAUGUCCUUGCAGGCUGCCUGUAGGUAUCUUGCCAGCCAUGACGAGGAUAGAAUGCGGAACUAGAAGAGCCUUUGGUCUGAUCCAGUACCUAUGUUGUAAACAUAGCUUCCUGUUGCAUCCAACUCUGGUAGCCAGGUUAAAAACAAAGUAGGAUCAUAAGACACAGCUUUUGAAGUCUGUUUAAAAUCCUGGCUCGUUCUGAACAUGUUAGCCACUGUUUCUUGGUUUGGGUAAGAGGGGGAACUAUGGUUCAUUGGAGACUUCCUCGUUGAAAUGCACCAUGUGACAAACGGAGGGAAGAAAGGACUCACCUAGGUAUUCUGAAAAUUUAAUUCACCUAGGUAUAGUGAAAAUUUCAGUCAAAUUCUGUGGACAUCUAAGAUGUGCCGCUGAAUGUUGGCAGUCAUCUAAAUUUGAUUGUGUGACUUCACUUGUGCAUCUGUUUUUGGAUGUUCAUGAAGUUUCACUGAAAUGGUGAGCGUUCAUGUGUGUGGAUAUAUAUAUUGCACACAGUAUUCAUCAAUUAGAGCAGUGAGAUUCGGGUCUUUUUGCAAGGGUUGGUGGAUGUCAGAUUUGGGGGGGGGGGGGCAAUCGGCAAUCAUUUGACCCAAAGCCUCUUAAACGUAUUAAAGGCUUGAAGGCCUUUGAAGGUACGGUUAGAAAUUUUAACACACAAAUACUUUAACUUAAAAUAUGAAUUAAAAACUUGUGUUUCACUGUUUGGAAAGAUUUGUUUUUAAAAGAGUGUUUACAAGUUUUGAAAGCUAGGAUUCAUCCAUCUACUUGCUUGGUAUAUGUGAAACUGUAGAUGUAAUAUAAUCUUCAGUGAGAUCGCUGAUAUUCAUAAAGUAGUGGGUUACUAUGUGUGGGAUUUGGGUUUCACGGGAUAACAGUUUGCUAGAAGAGACAAAAAGCGCAACUCCAGACAAAAGCACCCAGUAUUAAGCUGAUUGUGGCAGAAAGAGUUUACAAUAUUGUAGGGACAUCCAUUAUUAAAAACACUUUUUUUCUUUCUGGUACGAGGCAUUUCAAUUGUCAUUUUAUACAAUCUGAUGUUCUAAAAUGGAUGGGGGACCUGUGGCCCUCCAGAUGUGUCUGGGCUGCAGCUUCCAUCAGGCCUAGCCAGCAUAGGCAAUAGGCAGGGAUGAUGUAGCCCUCAAACAUCUGGAGGCCCAUGGGUUCGCUACCUCAGCUCUAAAAAGUACUUUCCGUACUUUACAGCUACUUUACAUACCCAUUUAAAGAGCUAACCCUGGAAGAAGAAGAACGCAUGUUGCAUCAACCUGACAAAGCAAGUUAUUUCAUGGCCCACAACGGUUGGGUGAUGGGAGAUGACCCUUUAAGAAAUUUUGCUGAACCAGGUGGGUGAUUCUGAAAGUUAUAUAUAACUUUUUAAAAAUGCCUUUUGCUAGCGUAGGUGAACUGGGAUGUUGUGCCCAUUCUCAGUUACACUGCAACUUCUUAUUGCAGUACCUUGAGACUUCCUAGACGCCUUUCAAUAAGACAUUGGCUUCCUAAGAACUGUCUGCAUUUCGGGAAUUUAUUGCCCAAGGAUCAAUUCAUCCCUUUCCCCAUAUAGCAUCGCAAGCUGUAGGUGAGGCUGCCAUUGCAGGGACUUUGGGGUGAUGAAGUACAGUUGGGAACCAGUGCAAGUAUGCUUUAAGAUCAUGUCAAUAAGUGCAUAGGAAAAGUAAGUCCCCUAAAUUGUAAUAAAUAAACUAACACAUUAGCUUUGGAAUUUCUGAUCACUUAAAUAGAGUUGUUGCAAAGUAUGACGGACUUAGAUUUGAACUGAUAUUAUUUUUGUACUGUUGUUCUAAAACUGAUUUUAUGUGCAUGGGCAUAGCCAGGAUUUUUAGCUGCGGGGAAGGCUUGGGGGGUGGAAUCUGAUUUGUAUUGAUUUGUAUUUAUUUAGGGGAGCACCUGCCCCCUCCUUGGCUACGCCCAUGUGUGUACAUAUUGCAUAUAUACAAAUAAUUUUAACAGUUGUAAAUAUAUUUAUUGAAAAUUGCUUCAGGGUGUCUCAUGGAAAGAGGUUCAUAAAUGAAAUAAUAAACAAAUAAAUAAAACUUUCCAUUCUGAGUUUUGAUGUUACACAGAUUAGUUCCGCAUGUUUUUCUAGUUUGGCGUAAGUUGAAAUGGCCUUUGUUUCCAUCACUGGUAAGAAUGCUGAGAACCACACUAUAACAUCAUGGCGUAAAUUAGUAUCUCUUCCCCUUUUUACAGGUUCCCAUGUUUACUUGAGAAGAGAACUCAUUUGCUGGGGUGACAGUGUCAAGCUACGUUACGGAAAUAAACCAGAAGACUGCCCUUAUCUCUGGGCUCACAUGAAAAAAUACACCGAGUUGACUGCCAAAUAUUUCCAUGGAGUUCGGCUUGACAAUUGUCACUCGACGCCUCUUAACGUAGCUGAGGUAUAGAAAAAUUUAAGCGUCUCCUUUGCAACUGUGUACACAAACACACAAGAGAGAGGAAAAACUUUGAAACCGUUUUAAAACUUAGGUCUGUUCCAGCCGAUGCUCAUCACAAAUGUUUCAUCCUGUUUCAUUUUUCUCACUCCUCGGCUGCAUGUGCAGGGCUCUUUGAACAUGCUUUCUAGAUCCUGGGUUCUUUUGGUCAGGUUAGCAGUAGAAAAGCUGCUGUUUUUUCCUCCGUCACAUGCAGGUGCACCACAAUCAUGGGCAUCUUAAAAGGUAAAGGGACCCCUGACCAUUAGGUCCAGUCUUGACCGACUCUGGGGUUGCAGCGCUCAUCUCGCUUUAUUGGCCAAGGGAGCCGGUGUACAGCUUCCGGGUCAUGUGACCAGCAUAACUAAGCCGCUUCUGGUGAACCAGAGCAGCGCACGGAAACAUCGUUUACCUUCCUGCUGGAGCGGUAUCUAUUGAUCUACUUGCACUUUGAUGUGCUUUCGAACUGCUAGGUUGGCAGGAGCAGGGACCGAGCAACGGGAGCUCACCCCAUUGCGGGGAUUCGAACCGCCGACCUUCUGAUCGGCAAGUCCUAGGCUCUGUGGUUUAACCCACAGCGCCACCCGCGUCCCUUCCUGGGCAUCUUACUCAGAUGUAAACCCCCAUCGUGCUCCGUGAGGUUUGCAACUAGGCAAGAGUGCAAAAGAUAGCAGCGUAACAGUGCAACCCUGUGCAUGUCUACUCGGAAGUCAAGUCCAGUUGUGUUCAAUGGGCCUUACUACUGGGUAAAUGUCUGUAGGACUGCAGCCAGAGUCGUGGGUUUUGUGUUGCAGCAGCUGGAGUGUUAGACUUGCGCAGGAACAACCUGCUCAGCUAUGAAGCUUGCUGGAUUAUUUUCAGUUAGGUCACAUUGGAAGGAUGAAGCUAUUUCCCAGGAUUUCUGUGAGGUGACAUAACUUGAAUAACUACACACACACACACACACACACACACACACACACAUUGCCUUGAGAGUGAUGGGAUAAAAUAGAAAAUAAGCAAAGGUUAGAAGUAGUUAACCUUGUAAACCAAUUUCUUCAAUAAAUCAACUUGGAAAACACAGAAAAAUAGGAGUGAGAAUAGGGCCUUCUUAUCUACACCAUGUUGCAAUAUAUAUUGUAGGUUUUUCUCAUCCGUGUUCUGUUUCAUUUUCUGUUCACUCGUUAAGACGAAAACAUUGCUCAGAAUUUAUACACAACUUUUUGAGGUCCAGUUGCAAAGCUAGCCUUAUAAGAGCCGCUGAAAGCAGUUAGAUUUGAUGUCUGUUGUGAUUAAUUUGGCUCUUGCCAAAAAUGGACCUACUCACAAAGAAAUAUGUGAGAUUAAUUACAGAGAAACAAAUUUCGAUAUGUAGGCUGAGCACAUAUUAAAGUUUCUAAUUUGACAUAUUUGAGCUUUAUUCUUCCUUCUAGGAAUGAAUAACCCCCCCCCCCCGAAGAUUUCAGAGUGGUAAUUUUGUGUAUAAUCUUUGCAAAAGUUUAUCCUGUUACGGGAUCCACAGUUGCAUUUCUGCACAGUUAUUAUGGAACGGAUCCAGCCAAGCUGGAGGACAUUUUAAAGUCACAAAACUAUUUCAGUUGGAGAGAUAAAAAUUGGCAGAAUCAUGCCGACUCCUUGCGCUCCCCCACCCCAUCUCUUCAGCUUGUUUUAAGAACUGUGCUGUAACUGGGUAGCAUUUGUGCCAUAUGCUAUUGGAAAGCACAUGUUGUAAGGAAGCUGAUUUUUUUAAUAUAAAAAAAUGCAUUAUGAUCUGUAGGAGAUGCUGGCAGCAGCCAGGUCAGUCAGACCUAAUCUUUACGUGAUAGCAGAACUCUUCACGGGAAGUGAGGUCAUUGACAAUGUCUUUGUCAACCGCCUUGGGAUUACCAGUCUGAUUAGAGGUACCAAAACCAUGCUUGAAAGGUUUGUUGCAGGAUUGCUGUGUUUUGUAGACAUAUAUGAAAGUCAAAAAUCUCUUUACGUGGAACUAACUUUGUGUUCUUAUUUGCAUUUAUUCUUGUGUCCUUUUGCCAAUUCAAUGCCUUUCCCUCUUCCUUCUUUGCCUGUUGCGUGGGUUUUGCCCUCUUUCCCGAAUCCUUGGUUUGUGCAAACUUUUCAUGCAUCUCUCAUAACUCAAUGUCUUUGGUUCUUUAAUCUUGGGCUUUUCGUUUUUGUCUCUUUGCUGUGCGGCAUUUUCCCUGUUGCCCAAAUCCAUGCCUAGCCUUGCAUCCUUUCUUUUCUCCUGUUCUGCCUUUCCCCCCUGUCUGUCGCUUCCUUGGCUGUGCUUUUCGCAGUACAUGAUGGACACGGCUAGAAAAUUGCGGCCCAACUUGUAUGUAGUGGCUGAACUGUUCACGGGAAGCGAGGAGCUGGACAAUAUCUUUGUGAAUAAGCUGGGCAUUAGCUCUCUGAUCAGAGGUAGGCUGGCUUCGAAUUGCUCUUCCUUUUCUUAACCCUGAAUUCAGGCAUGAUACGCUGCGAGUGAAGAACGUGCAAAACACUGACUCUGCAUCCGUUUAUUAUAAACACAUGACAUUGCAUUCAACUAUAUGGCUUCUUUGCACGAUAAUUGUAGCAUUGUGAUUGUUAGGAAAGGGUAUCUUGUGUAUGGAAAUAGUUGUGAUGGCCACCUCUUCAAACAUCGCCGUAUGAACUGGUGCCUGGAGAACCCAUUUCUCAUCUUCAACCUGUGUAGACAUCACAUCGCUUGUCUCUUAACCAUGGUUAAGGGAUCAGGGAUGAGUCAUGUGGAACGCCCUCCCAUCAGAUGUCAAGGAAACAAACAACUAUCAGACUUUUAGAAGACAUCUGAAGGCAGCCCUGUUUAGGGAAGUUUUUAAUGUUUGAACUUUUAUUCUGUUUUUAAUGUUCUGUUGAAAGCCGCCCAGAGUGGCUGGGGAGACCCAGCCAGAUGGGCAGGGUAGAAAUAAAAAAUUAUUAUUAUUAUUAUUAUUAUUAUUAUUUACUUUCUCCUAUCAGGAGUAUGAAUGUGCUCUGCCCUUUCCCUAUCAGCCCUAACCAUGGUUUAUGGUUGCAAUGCCACUUACUUUAAUCGCAACUAAUGCUGACCAUUUUCCUUUUUAACUAGGGCUUACUAGCCAGGGCUUGACAACAGCAAGCCCUGGUUAAGAAGAAGCCUGGCAAAGUUUACAUAACCCAUCGUUAAAAGAUCUGAGGUUUUCCUUACAAUCUAGUGGUAUAUCAGUUUUCUGAAAUAAAAUAAAUAUAGAUAUAAAAGUGGGUGAACCAGGAGAUUGUGAGAAGGGAGUGUGCGAUUCUGUGAUGUAUCACCAUGGUUAAGGGACUGUCUUACGUUGUGUUAGUAUAUGUUUUAGGGUUCAGCAUAAAACUUUAUUUUUAUUUGUUCCUUCUUAGCACACUGUGAGACUCUAGACCUGUUCAGAUUGUGCUUUUCUCAUCCAGAUGCAAGGACAAGGAAGCCUUAGGUUAAUGCACACCCCAUGCAAUUCCACCAUCCAUUCCAUGCAAGAAAGAAAUGCCCAGACUGUUCAUAUGUGGAAUUUUCCUGUCCUGGCACAACCCAUUUUGCCUUCCAAUCCAGGGAUAGGAUUGUGGGGUCACUGAAUAGACAAAACGUCUAUUAACUGGCUCGAGUAUUAGGUUCUACAUGUUGUAAAGGGAUUGGAAAAGGAGGGCAGCUGUCUCCCACUCAUCAUACUAUAUUGAAUCUAGCCUCUCUUAAAAGUGUUUUUGGAAUAUUGACAGUCCUAGCUGUAAGUAGCUGGAGUGAUUAUUAAAGCAUUCUCUAUAAAGUCCCACAGUCUUACCAGGUGUUCAAUGGAUGAUUCUUCGUAUCGAUGCUCACGUAAGGGCUUUUUCUCGUUCUCUAGAGGCAAUGAGUGCUUACAACAGUCAUGAAGAGGGGAGAUUAGUUUAUCGCUUUGGAGGAGAGCCAGUUGGGUCUUUCGUUCAGCCACGCCUGAGGCCCUUAAUGCCUGCUAUUGCUCAUGCGUUGUUCAUGGACAUAACACAUGAUAAUGAAUGUCCAAUUCAGGUAAGAAACAUAGCUGCCUUGAUUGCUCAAGUACUGUUUUAAUGGCUUAUUAAAGCUAUAUAGACACUAUAAAUGACUUUAUUACAUUUAUUAAAUCAUGAGAGGUAAUUAAUACUACUUUAAGGUGUAUGGGAUUUAAGCGUUCUUAAUGUUUUAGGCACAGGUGUGUGUGUGUGUGUGUGUGUGUGUGUGUGUGUAUUUACACACACACAGUGGUGCCUUGGUUUUCUAACGUCUUCAUUGAUGAACAUUUCGGUUUUCUAACACCGUAAACCCGGAAGUAAAUGCUUCAGUUUUCAAACAUGCCUCAGAAGUUGAACAUGCCACGUGGCUUCCGUAUCAAGGCUUCCGUACUGACUUUCCAGUUUCCGAAUGUUUCGGAACUCGAAUGGUCUUCCAGAACAGAUUACGGUCGAAAACCGAGGUACCAUUUUGUGUGCGUGUGCAUUAUGCAGUCGAAACCUCAAAGACAUAAAAAUUACAAUUGCAGACAGUUAAAAUGUUAAAUGCAGUAGGAGAAGUUAUUUGAUACCUAAUGUUGAACUUAGCAGUGCUAUCCUACGUAUUCAAAGUAAGUUGUAUUGAAUCCUCUGCACACAAUCUCUACAAAUUCUGCAGAGCCACAAUGUGCCUCUUCUGGUGCCAUGGGUUGCAUUCAGUUUUAUGGAAAUAAAAGUUGAGCCAUGUAGGUAUGACUCUCUCUCCACCUCCCCCCUCACUGUAGCCUCAUGCUGCCCCCAAAUGUCUCUUUUAAGGGUGAGGGAGAGUGGGGAGUCCUCAGGAAAGGUCUGGGACACAGCAUAUGAGCUGCCGGGGGAGAGGGAGAAUUGCUUUAAUUCGGAGACACUGAGAGAAUGGUGCCUUCCCACUUGCGUGCAAGGCGCCUUUGGAGUGCAGGUCAGAUUUUUCUGUUUUUUUAAAAAACACCUAGUCUUCUGGGCUUUACUUAAUUCAUACACACCCUUCUCGUUGUUAGCAUCGGUCGGCAUAUGAUGCCCUUCCCAGCUCGACUAUCGUCUCCAUGGCCUGCUGUGCCUCAGGCAGCACUAGAGGAUAUGAUGAACUAGUACCACAUCAGGUAUGCAUGUUAGCAGUAGGUUCCUCUUUUGUGUCAUUGGAGUGAUUCUGGCAUGUUUUUCCAUCCACUAUACCUGAAGGAGCGUCUCCACCCCCAUCGUUCAACCCAGACACUGAGGUCCAGCUCCGAGGGCCUUCUGGCAGUUCCUUCACUGCAAGAAGUGAGGUUACAGGGAACGAGGCAGAGGGCCUUCUUGGUAGUGGCGCCUGCCCUGUGGAACGCCCUCCCAUCAGAUGUCAAGGAACUAAACAACUAUCUGACUUUUAGAAGACAUCUGAAGGCAGCCCUUGUUUAGGGAGGUUUUUAAUGUUCAAUCUUUUAUUGUGUUUUUAAUAUCCUGUUGGAAGCUGCCCAGAGUGGCUGAGGAGACCCGGCCAGAUGGGUGGGGUAUAAGUAAGAAAUUAUUGUUUUUAUUAUUUAUUAAUUAUUCAGAGUUUUGACUGGCCUUGCUUACUCAGAUCGUAUCUUGCCACUCCUUAAAAUUUCACCGACUGCCUGUUUUAAAAAAUUUUACUAGCUUUGAUAUUUUAAAUUCUCCACAUUAUAAUUGCUACUCAUGUGUUCUGGUUCUUCUGUGUGUAUUUGUUAGUUUUUGUAAACCACCUUGAAAUAUUUAAUGGAAGGAGGUAUAAUAGAUGUUUUCAAUAAAGUGUGGCUACGAUAUUUAGAACACUGUGCUUUAGACCCUCUAAGAAGAAGUCAAAAGUUUCAGUUCCUACUAAAUGCACCAUGUGUGUAACUUUUGUGAGCAUAGGGAGAGAGAAACACUGCAAAUGCUAUUUUUGUAACACAUUUAUUCACAGAUUUCUGUAGUCACUGAAGAGCGGUUUUAUCCGAAGUGGAAUCCAGCAGCGACACUUUCCACACCUGGUGAAGUAAAUCUCAAAACCGGAAUUAUAGCAGGAAGGCUGGCUAUCAACAGAUUACACCAAGAGCUAGGAGCCAGAGAUUUUAACCAGGUAAAUGCUGGGCCAGAUUCACAGGGCAUCAAAGUGAGGCAUUUGUCUGGGGUGCUGAAGGGAACAAGAGAAUGAGGCAGGGCUUAGGAGAAUAUUAUUAUUAUUAUUAUUAUUAUUAUUAUUAUUACCUUGGUUUAAGAACAACCCUGUUUAUGAACUAUUUGGUUUAUGAACUCCGCAAAACCGGAAAUAGUGUCCCAGUUUGUGAACUUUACCUCAGUCUAAGAACAGAAUCCGAAUGCUGGAAGGGCACCAGCGGCGGGAGGCUUCAUUAGGAAAAGCAUGCAUCAGUGUAAGAAGGGUUUCAGUUUAGGAACGGACUUCCGGAACGGAUUAAGUUCGUAAACCAAGGUCCCGCUGUAUUUAUAUAUAACAUGUAUGCAUGCGCACACACACAAAUCUUCAGCCCACUUCUGGUUCUUGACCUGCUUGCAUGAGACAUCUGAGCAAGCGACUUUGGAGUACUCCCUCUUUAUCUUAUCUUUCAAUGUGGGUGGUGUUGUGGUCUAAAACCCUGAACCUCUUGGGCUUGCCAAUCAGAAAGUCGGCAGUUCAAAUCCCCACAACGGGGUGAGCUCCCAUUGCUCUGUCACAGCUCCUGCCAACCUAGCCAUUCGAAAGCACACCAGUGCAAGUAGAUAAAUAGGUACCGCUGCAACGGGAAGGUAAACAGCCUUUCCGUGUGCUCUGGUUUCCAUCAUGGUUUAGUCAUGCUGGCCACAUGACCUGGAAAGUUGUCUGUGGACAAACACCAGCUCCCUUGGCCUGAAAAGCGAGAUAAGCGCUGCAGCCCCACAAUGGCCUUUGACUGGACUUAACCAUCCGGGGUCCUUUUCCUUUACCUUUUACUCCCCCUGUUUGUACUCCACUUUGUACUUUAGAUUACUCCCCCCUCUACCAACCCUUAUCCAGGGCCUCCAAAAACCCUGAAGCCUGCCUUAACAUGCCCUGGCCAAGAAUUUUGACAUGGUGAUUAUUAAAUCUUAAUUAUAGUAUAAUCUGAAUAAUAAGAAUCUCUAUCCACUUUUCCCACCCAACCCCUAAAAAAUGUCCUCUUCAGGUAUAUGUGGAUCAAGUUGAUGAGGAUAUUGUGGCUGUGACGAGGCAUUGUCCUAACACGCACCAGUCUGUUGUCGCUGUUUCCCGAACAGCUUUCAGAGAUCCCAAAACAUCCUUCUACAGCCAAGAAGUUCCCCAGAUGUGUAUUCCAGGUAAGGUUACCCCUCUGCGUGGGUGGCACUGUCGUCUAACCACUGAGCGUCUUGGGCUUGCCGAUCAGAAGGUUGGUGGUUCAGAAGGUUGGUGGUUCAAAUCCCCGCAACGGGGUGAGCUCCCAUUGCUCUGUCCCGGCUCCUGCCAACCUAGCAAUUCGAAAGCAUGCCAGUGCAAGUAGAUAAAUAGGUACCACUGCGGCAGGAAGGUAAACAGUGUUUCCAUGCACUCUGGUUUCCAUCACAGUGUUCCAUUGCUGGCCACAUGACACGGAAAGCUGUCUGUGGACAAACACCGGCUCCCUCGGCCUGAAAGCGAGAUGAGUGCCACAACCCCAUAGUCACCUGUGACUGGGCUUAACCAUCCAGGGGUCCUUUACCUUUUACCUUUUACCUACCCAUCUGCAUCAGGAUUUGAAUGCAAAGUGUCCCAUUACGCAUUUCAUCUUCGCAACAACCUGAGAGAUAGCAACUGUCCCAAGAGUUUUGUGGUUGAGCAAGGAGUAGAGUCUGGGUUUUCCCAGUCUGAACAUCUAAACACAACAUCAUGCAACCUCUCCAGCUGAAUUAAACAACGAGAGAGACAAAGAUUGGUGUGGUGGGGGGGGGGGUGUUUCACCCUUCUGUGCACCCUUUCGCUUUGUCUGGAGCAACUCAGAGGGGCAGGGCAUAAGUAAUGAAUUAAUACAUCUAUUAUUAUUGUCUUGUAUGUUGGGUACCAUCCCACUCCAUGACUACACAAUUCCAGGUAUGCCCUCUCAGAGCUAUGCACUAUUGAACUGAAUGGUCCUUAUUCCCAGGUAAGUCGGUGUAGGAUUUCAACAGAAGCCCAAAAGUGCUGACUUAGGGACAGGACUAAAGCAUGAGCACCCUCAGGGCUGAUAGCUGGGCGAUGUGAUCUCAGUUAUCAACAUCCCUGACAACUGGUCCUGCUUAGCUAUGGAUGAUGGAAGUUGUAGUCCAAAAACAGCUGGAGACCCAAGUUGGGGAAACCCUGAGCUAAAUGGCCCCAGUGGUCUGAUUCUGUAUAAGGUUGCUUCCUAUGUUCCUACUUAUAAAAAAAAAUGCUAGCCGUGGUAUUGAGAGUUGUCUGGGGGUUUUCCCCCCUCUUCCACAGGCAAAAUUGAAGAGGUGGUUCUCGAGGCGAGGACUAUCGAAAGAAGCGCUGCCCCUUAUAAAAAAGACGAGCACUCAAUCAAUGGAUUGCCUGAUUAUACAGUUGAACUCCGGGAACACAUCCAGGUAAAAGCUGUGUCUCUUCCUCUUGUUUGGUUAGCCUAAAAAUUUGACUCCUGAGAUUAAAGUGACUUACUGAAUUCAUCUGAUUUCCUUCUCUUGGCAGCUCAAGGAAAGUAAAAUAAUAAAGCAAGCGUCAAUCGCUACGAAAGGCCCUAAUGAAUUCGUCCAAGAGAUAGAAUUCGAAAAGCUGACACCGGGAAGCGUGAUCAUAUUUAGGUAAAACGUCAUUACUUUGGUUGGUGUAGAAAAUGGCAGACAGAGUGAUGAUUAGCAGAGCAAUCUAAAGCCACUUGAUCCUGGGCUGCGGGUGGUUUGGGUUGAACAGAGAUGUCUGUCCACAUAGCCCUACCAGCACAGAGCUCCCCUCUCUGCCUUCCAAAGUGGAGCAGCCAGCAGCAAGCCUCCAAACUGCAUAUUCUGGCAGAGGGGAGGGGGCUAAACUGGUUCCACUGGGCAUCAUUUUAAGUACAGUGGUACCUCCGGUUGCAAACAGGAUUCGUUCUGGAGCCCCGUUCGCAAUCUGAGCAGAACGCAACCCACGCAUGCGUGGGUUAUGAUUCGCCGCUUCUGCGCAUGCGCGUGACAUCAUUUUGAGCGCAUGCGUGAGCGGCGAAACCCAGAAGUAAACCGUUCCGGUACUUCCAGGUCGCCACGGGACGCAACCUGAAAAGAUUUAACCCGAAGCAUCUUUAACCCAAGGUAUGACUGUACUAUAUUUUUCUGUGUAUAAGACAAUACAGUGGUACCUCGGGUUACAUAUGCUUCAGGUUACAUACGCUUCAGGUUACACACUCCGCUAACCCAGAAAUAGUGCUUCAGGUUAAGAACUUUGCUUCAGGAUAAGAACAGAAAUUGGGCUCCUGAGGCGCGGCAGCAGCAGGAGGCCCCAUUAGUUACAGUGGUGCUUCAGGUUAAGAACAAUUUCAGGUUAAGAAUGGACCUCUGGAACGAAUUAAGUAUUUAACCCGAGGUACCGCUGUACUUUUUGCUAAAAAAAAUUAGGCAAAAAUUGGGUGUUGUCUUAUACAUGGAUAGUGAUUGCAGAGGGGGGACGUGCGAUUAAUGGCAGCAGCAAGAAGUGGAUUGGCAGCGGCGAUUGGGUGGGUGAUUGGUGGCUGUGGCAAAGCCUGCUGGCGAUUGGCUGUGGCAACUGGGCAGGCGAUUGGCUGCUGUGGCGAGGCAGGCAGGCGAUUGGCGGCUGUGGCAAGUGCGUGGGUGGGCUGUUGGUGGCAGCGAGUAGGCAUACAUUUGGCUGCUGCAUCAAGGUGUGCGAUCAGCAGUGGCUGUGGCAAGUGAUAGGCAGUGUCAGGCAGGCAGGUGAGCAAUUGGCAGAAGUAACCUCCCCACCCCCACCCCAAAAAGCUAAACAACUUAAUUUCUUAAUUUGGGGUUUAAAAAAUAGGGGUUGUCUUAUACAUGGGAGCAUCUUAUACACGGAAAAAUGCGGUAAUUGUGUCCAAUUCAGCCCCAGUCAUUCUGCUAUCUCUACAUUAGCCUUCCUCCCCAUCCACCUCCCUUGGCCGGCUUGCUCUGCAAGGCUGCAGGUGGGAUGGUGACCUUGAAACUUCAUUAAGCCCCAGCAGGCAACCAGGUUAGGAUUUCACCAUUUGCCUCUUCUUUUUCCCCACAAUUGACAUUUUGUUUUGGCCAAUCUUUGCAGGGUAAGCCUUGACCCAAAAGCACAAGAGGCUGUUGGAGUCCUGCGUAACCACCUGAUUCAGUUCAGCCCUCACUUUAAAUCUGGAAGUCUUCCCGAUGAUUGUUCAGAGCCGAUACUCAAGACGCCAUUCUCAACGUAAGUUCGCCAUUCGGUUGAAACCUAUGGGGAACAAUGCAGAGGCGAUGUACGAGAUUCACUUCUGCAGCCUCCUUUCCAAAAGCAACCUGUAGCCAAAUUAGUCCUGAAGAUUUAAUACCUCAAUAGCAUCUUCAGUAGUGUGCAAGUUGUCUGUUUUUGUUGUGAGUGGUUUGCUACUUUCGAAACAGAGAAGCGACUUAAGAUGCAAUCCUAGGCAUGUCUGCUCAAAAGUAGGUCCCACUGAGAUUUUGCAACCUUGCACUUACGGCCGUGUACCCUUUCAUAUAUAUUUUUUUGUUUUAAAUUAUUCUAAACCAGAAAUAAAUUUUAACAAAAGUUUGUUUUGUUUUGUUUUUUAACCCGGUCAGUGUAUCUCUGUCUCUCUCACAGUAUUGCAUCGAAAUUAACCUUGGCAGACCUAAAUCAUGUAUUAUAUCGGUGUGAUGCUGAGGAGCAAGAGGACGGUGGAGGGUGUUACAACAUACCAGACUGGACACCCCUUAAAUAUGCAGGUCUUCAAGGUAAAAAUUGGUUUGAGACAAAUAUAUUAUUAUGUACAUUAGUCAAACCACCUGUAUGCUUUCUCUCUGAAAGUCAAAUGCAGGCCAGCCAUGUACAGUGGUACCUCAGGUUAAGUACUUACCAUAUUUUUCGCUCUAUAGGACGCACUUUACCCCUCCAAAAAUUAAGGGGAAAUGUAUGUGCGUCCUAUGGAGCGAAUGCAGGCUCCUUGGCUUCAGUGAUAGCAACGGGAAGCCUCCGAAGCGCAGAGGGAGCGCUCCCUCCGCGCUCCAGAGCCUUCGCGUUGCUUUCGCUGAAGCCGGGAGAGCGAGAGGGGUUGGUGCGCACCGACCCCUCUCGCUCUCCAGGCGUCAGGGAUAGCCGCCUGAAGCCUGCGGAGCGCAGCGCGAGUUCUCACUGCGCUCCGCAGGCUUCGGGUUCCUUUUGCUGAAGCCAGGAGAGCAAGACUCUCCUGGCUUCAGCAGAGAGGGAGAGCUGCGCAGCGCCCCUUCAGCCAAGCGGGAGGAGAAAUGGAAGGGGCUCCGUUUCUCCUGCCGCUUCGCUGAAGGGGCGCUGAGCAGAGAGGGGGAGAAUUUUUUUUCUUGUUCUCCCCCUCUAAACCAAGGUGUGUCCUAUGGUCCAGUGCGUCCUAUAGAGCGAAAAAUACAGUAAUUCGUUCUGGAGGUCCGUUCUUAACCUGAAGCUGUUCUUAACCUGAAGCACCACUUUAGCUAAUGGGGCCUUCUGUGCCGCCGGAGCAUGAUUUCUGUUCUCAUCCUGAAGCAAAGUUCUUAACCUGAGGUACUAUUUCUGGGUUAGCGGAGUCUGUAACCUGAAGCAUAUGUAACCUAAAGCGUAUGUAACCCGAGGUACCACUGUAGUUUGGACUGAGGGCACUUGAAAAACAUCCUCAUCUCAGUUGGUUUGUUUUUAGCAAUUCCAAGCAGACAGCAAAAUAGGAUGUUCCUCAAGACCUGGUAGCUAGUAGCUCGUCAACCGUGUUUAGCUUGCCAUGCCAGACAUUGGUUGUCUUCAUAUUCCGCAUUCCGGGGAUUAGCACUAGAUUCUAAGUUUCAAAAGACAGGGAAAUACAAAUAUCUUUUAGCAAGCAGUACAAAGAGAAGAUCAGGGAAAUGUUGACAGUAAGUUCAAUAGGCUCAAUUUCGACUUCCCUCCAAACCCUAGUUUAUGCUAACCUUGGUUAAGCACCCCACACACCAUCACUUGAGCUUCUAGGCAUAUAGCAAGCAGACCGUACUUCUGAGCAACUUGUCCACUUUUAUUUUCUUUCUGUUCAGUACUUGACUUCGUACAGUCGCUUGCUUCUCUACGAUGCUGCAGCCAUUUGAGGUGAAGCAAUGGCCCUAACUGCACUUCAUGAAUCUGAACAUAAAGCAGGCCACAAGUAGCACAAACCGUGGUUUGCAAACUCAAUUUCAAAUGAUACCGUAUUUUUCGCCCCUUAGGGCGCACACCUCCCAUGGGCGCACCUAGGUUUUUUGGGGGGGAAAUAAAGAAAAAAAAUUAUUCCCCCCCCCAGGCGCGGGGCUGGCGCAGGGGAAGCCCGAGCUUCCCCCGACCCCAGCCCCGAGAACAGCCUGCUAUCCGCAAGCCUAGGGAGCCCGGCGGGAAGUCGCACCGGUCUCCCCAGGCUUGCGCAGAGCUGCGCGAAGCCCGGGACUGCAGGCAGCUCUGCGCAGCCCCCAGGAGACCAGCGCAACUUCGCUCCGGGCUCCUUGGGGCUGCACAGAGCUGCACGAAGCCCGGGACUCGAGGCAGCUCUGCGCAGCCCUUGGGAGACUGGCGCGAAGUCGCGCCAGUCUCCCAAGGGUUGCGCAGAGCUUCCUGAAGCCUGGAGAGUGAGACGGGUCGGUGCGCACCGACCCCUCUCGCUCUCCAGGCUUCAGCGAAAGCCUGCAUUCGCCCCAUAGGACGCGCACACAUUUCCGCUUCAUUUUUGGAAGGGAAAAAGUGCGUCCUAUAGGGCGAAAAAAUACGGUAAUUUAUUAUCCUUGUUUAGUAGCUCCUUACAAGCUGGGGUUUGUAACCUUGCGUCUUUGUACAUAAUGCCAAACCAUGGUUUGGCUUCUGCUUAUUAUGCAUGAAAGCAGACUCAUAUCAUAGAACGCUUUCAAAGCUGAGCCUCAAGAUAGGACCUAACUAAAGAAUAUGCAAGUUAGUGACCCACUUUAUGGUUCUGUUAAACUCACUCGCCUAGGGUGAGCAGUUGGGCAGCAUCUCACAUGGCACAAGACUGGAAUUAGCAUGAGCGCCAAGGACAGACAGUAGGUUUUUAAAAAGUAAUCAGUCUGCACUCUAGUUUGUCUGCAGAAUUAAACUCACCUUGAUUUGGGUGUCUGGUAUUUUCAGAAUAUUAUUUUGCAGCCGUUGCCUUCUUUUUAGACACUCAACCUACUUUUCGUGAUAGUUUCUUGACCUGUAAUACAGAACCAUGUUUCUAUGGUCUUUCAGGAAUAAUGUCCGUCAUGGGAGACAUACGACCAAAGAAUGAUUUGGGCCAUCCUUUCUGUGGUAACUUGAGAGCUGGGGACUGGAUGAUUGAUUACGUGAGCGAUCGGCUAAUUGCCCGUUCUGGCGCCUGCUCGGAAGUAAGUCAAGCGAUGCAAAGAGAGAACAUUUCCCUUUCAGAUAGGCAUUUAUACGUUACAUGGUCAUUUUCGAUAAUUGGUUUUAAUUCAGUGCAACAAUUUGUUUCCCUUGAAAUAACAAUAGGUUGGCAAGUGGCUGAAAGCAAUGUUUGUCUACCUGAAGAGGGUUCCUCGUUAUCUCAUUCCAUGCUACUUCGAUGCCAUAUUAGUUGGCGCAUACACGUCGCUGCUUGACUUGGUUUGGAAACAGAUGUCUAGGUAUGUUUGUCCAUACCAAAAAAAAUGUGGUUUCACGCAAACACAAUUGUAUACAUUUCUGAACGUUUUAUCCGUUCUCCUAAAGAAGUGAAGGAAGUGUACUAUGACCAAGCCAUAGCAGUCCUGACCAAAGUCAGAAAAAGUUUCCUCUGCCAGUCUUUCCAUAUCGGUGAAAGGAAAACAGCUAAUAGUCUGUUUCACAUGCUUCUGUCCCUCACAUAAUGUCUCAUUGCUUAUCGCUCAGUGACUCAGCCAAGGGCUUGAAAUGUGUGCCCCCAGUCAUUCUUGGAAUCCGAUUCAUAGCAACACCAGCCAGGAUAGCCAGUGAUCAGGGACACUGGGAGUUGUAGUCCAUCAACGUCUAGAAAGCCACAGUUUUCACAUCCCUGCUUGGAUAGUGUAGCAUGUCACAUAUGGUAUUUAAUUGUGCACAUCAGCACACGAGGACUGGGCAUGGUGAAGCCUCCUGCGUCCCUGGGAUCAUGCCCGGUAGAAGAUCAUAGAAUCACUGGCAGAUUUGGGUGGUUGGCAGAUAUUUGCUAGAUCAAAAAAGAAAACCCCAGUCUACAAUUCUGGUGCAGAUCCAAGCAGUUUUGUCUUGAAUAAGAACAUUUAUGCUCAUUUCAUGAAAUGCAACUGAAAUGGGGUUAGCUAUUUUUGUAUCAUGUCAGUUUUGUCAAAAUAAAAAUGAAGGGCAGUACAACAGAACCAUCUGUAUGAGUUGUGGUAUUGUCCAUAUACCUUACCUCAUACUCUGAAUUUUUCAAAUACCUUGAAGCCACGGAGGAUCCGGAACGUUCCAUAGAUCUCAACAACGCAUGCGUUUGAAAUCAGCGCUGCUGGUUGCAUUGAUCUUGGAAGACUGAAAAGAGGGGAAUGUUUGUAGGCUUGAGAAAUAAAUAGUUUUGCUUUAAUUGCAGCUUUGUUCAGAAUGGAUCGACAUUUGUUAAACAUCUCUCCUUGGGUUCGGUCCAGAUGUGUGGAAUAGGGAAGUAUCCAUCCUUGCCCCCUCUGUCUCCCGCCAUCCAGGAUGUUCCUUAUAGGCUGAACGACAUUACAAAAGAGAGAGAACAGAGCUGUGUUACUUUAGCAGCUGGUAAGUAAAGAAAGAAAGAACAUUUUGAAUUUGAAUGUUUUAAAUCUGUUACAGGUCACCGAAUUGGGUGCGCUGGUGCUCUGCAGAAGUUUAGGAAGGCCGGGAGACUUUGCGGAGCAAAUAUGAGCAGCCUUGCUAAAAACUGUAUCGAUGGGAAAGGUUGUGUGAACCUAGUAACAAAUGCUGGGUUCAUUCCCCACUGUGUGCCUGUACUUUGCCUGUCUCCCACAUAGAAGAAGUGGGUAGCACCUGGAGGCCCUGAACAGGUAGACAAGCACUGUUAACUAGCCAAGACAAGUGUUAACUAGUCAUAAAGGUCCAUUUCAGUUGAUACACUAACACAGUGUUUCUGAAGCUUGGGUCCCUGGCUGUUGUUGGACUACAACUCCCAUCAUCCCUGACCACUGGUCCUGCUAGCUAGGGAUGAUGGGAGUUGUAGUGCAACAACAGCCGGGGACAUAAGUUUGAGAAACACUGCCAACCUAGGAGCAACAGCAUAUUGCAUGCUUUUAUUUUUGUUGAUUGAUUAAUGGUGGAACAACAGUGAUUUAGUCAAGGUGUGUGUGUUAUAAUACAGGUGGGGAGCUGAGGAGGGAUCAACUACAAACAGAAAUGAGAACAUUUUGGAGUACCAUUAAGUUCUUAAAUAUAUAUAUAUAUAUAUUUACUGUUUUAGGCUUACCUCAUUUUUCAUCUGGCAUUUUCCGCUGCUGGGGAAGAGAUACAUUCAUUGCAUUGCGAGGUCUGCUGUUAGUUACUGGACGUUACUUGGAAGCGAGGUGAGAUCAGGUUCACAUGUCCAUAGUGACUAGCUGACGUAGCUGUUGGUAUAAGGUUACUCCAGCAUAGCCAAGAACUCUUAUUUUAUUUUAUUUUUAUUCACUCUCAGGAAUCAGUUAUGUUCUGGUGCUGUGGCUCUUAACAUUUUCCUAACUGAAGAAAAUAUAAACACACAUAAUUUAAGUUUAAAGAACAGGGGAACAUUGUGUAUGUAUCAGUAUUCAAGGGCUGUUAAAUAAUGGGAUCUAUAUUGUUCUAAAGAACUUACAGCUCUCAAAAGUAAUUUUGUGUCCCAUGUGUUCCAAUUAUCUUCAUUAUUCUAGUCACUGUUUGCACUAUUUAGUUUUUUGGAACCUCUAGGUUGUAUGUAAAUGUGAAUUUGGAAACAUGUCCUUUUCUUUUCCCUCCCUCCCUCAAUUUCAGGAACAUAAUUUUAGCGUUUGCUGGUACGCUGAGACAUGGACUCAUUCCCAACUUGCUUGGCCAGGGCACUCAUGCCAGAUUCAAUUGCCGUGAUGCUGUCUGGUGGUGGCUACAGUGCAUACAAGACUACUGUAAGGUCGUUCCAAAUGGCACUGACAUUCUCAAGUGUCCUGUAUCCAGAAUGUAUCCUACAGAUGACUCUCCUCCUCUGCCACCGGGUCAAAAGGUAAUCUAUAAUUUGCCCUUCUCUUCAAGUUGUGGCUUGACUCUUGCUUGCUUGCGUGCAUGCGUCACCGGCGUGCUAGCUCUGGGGACAAAUCUUCCCGUCAUGUACCUCUUCCUCACUCGUGGCACACUAUGGCCUUAGACUGAUCUGCCAAGGACUGUUCUGCGUCUACUGUUGGAGGCAGGAUGUCUCUGGAUACCAGUUACUGGAAAUCACAAGUGCGGGAGGGAGCUGUUUCUUGUAGCCUCCACAUAAUCAUCUGGUUCUCCAUAGUCAACUGAUUGGCCACGGUGAGAACAAGAUGCUGGUCUAAAUGAGCCUUUGAUCUGAUCCAGCAGAGUGGCUUUUACAUAAACUAAUUUUAACCGAGCUGUGACUGUCUCCACAGUUAAAACAUAAAACCUUUUUUUAAAUAUAAUUUUGUGAUUGUGUAACACAACUUUGGUACUUCUGUUGUGUUGUUUCAGAGAACAAAAUGCCAAAUAAAUCUCUUAAGUACCAUAAAGUACUGUGGCUUCAUUCUGUUUUUAAGGGUGGAUGUACACACAGAGAAAUUAAAUUGUUAUAACCAAAGAAAAAACGCAGUGGAAAAUCGCAAAUAUUUUUUAUUUUAUUUUUGCUCUCCAGCACUAUCCGGUGUUGCAUGUUUAUAACGCAUUCAGAAUACUGUUUUUUCACUAAUGUAGCUGAGUCCUAAGUAUCUGGCUUAACUUUUUUUGCUGUUCCCAUUUCUUUUCUUCUUGUAUAUUUGAACCAACCCAAAUUCAGGACCAGCCACUGUAUGAAGUGAUACAAGAAGCCAUGCAGAGACAUAUGCAAGGCAUACAGUUCCGCGAAAGGAAUGCUGGUCCGCAGAUAGAUCGGAAUAUGAGAGAUGAAGGUAGACUCUGAUCCAUCAAUUUAUUUUCUGCACCAGUAAAAAUAAAAUUCUUCCUUUUUAAACCACCCUAAACGUUACUUUCGAAGUGUAUUGUAUUUGCUUAGACGAUCUGUCCACACACUUUACAGGCGCAUAAAUGUUUAAAUGUAUCUUUAAGGUCUCUCUUGUUCUGGAAAGAGAUAUUUCGUUAAAUGUUAAUUGUACUGCACUAGAAAUCUUACUUAGUUUUGGCUGGGGUGCUUCUCGGGUCCUGUGUAAGAUUUCUGUCUCUUUCUCUCUGUAAGUCUUUGCAAAACAUCUGAUUUUCACCGUUGGUAGGUUUUAAUGUGACUGCGGGUGUGGACAUGGAAACUGGCUUUGUCUAUGGAGGGAACCGUUUUAAUUGUGGCACAUGGAUGGAUAAGAUGGGAGAGAGUGACAGAGCUCGCAACAAAGGAAUUCCAGCCACUCCGAGGUACAGUAUAAAGAUUUUACAGCGUUAUUGACAUCUUAAUGGGUAUGGCAUAAGUACAUAGUGGCUGUUUUUAAUUCCUCAAUAAAAGUGUGUCAAACAAUAUUUCUUUGGACCUGCAAAGUUAUGAAGAAAUGGUGUAUAGAUUUUCAAAACUGUAUUUUCAGACCCUAUUAGCUGAAAUCAAAAUGUGUAAAGUGCCCGUUUUGGGCAGUCACUAUGUACAAUUUAGCUAGUCGUUCAUCCACAGCUUCUGUAAGGGCUUAUGCGUGCAGAACUUUGAGUGCAGGAUUUGUCCUACUUCUGGAUUCCAACCCAGCAUGUUUGAGGAACCAAGCUGCUUUUCCAAAACAUCAGUUAGGAGCAUAGUUGUUUCUUCAACUUAACACAUUUUGCCCUGUGCUAUUCAUUUAGCCUUGUGGGUUAAAAAAUUAUAUUUAGUUAUAUGUGCAAGCUGUCUCCUGCAUUUCAAAGGCUGCAUGUUUUGCCCAGCUUUUCCAUUUUAAUAUGCGGACACUUCAUGAGGCCGGGUUGAAAUCGGUUCCCAGUGUUUCCCAAACUUGAGUCUCCAAGUUUGUUUUUGGACUACAGUUCCCACCAUCCCUGACCACUGCUCUUGCUAGCUAGGGAUGAUGGGAGUUGUAGUCCAAAAGCAGCCGGAGACCCGAGUUUGGGAAGCCCUGUCCUAGCCCUUUGCAGCCAGCCAUGAUGUGCCGCUCAUCUGCUGGUACAAAUUGCUGGGAGGGCGAAGGCCUUGUGUGUUGCUGUUGGGCAGUUCAAUGAGUUGAAAAUGAGGCGGGGGGAGACAGAAAGCAAAAAUGGGAGGCAGAAAAAAGGGGGGUCACUGGGAGGUCAUGAGUACAGAUGUUUAGAGGCACAAAAAAGAGUAGCAAGCUCUGUGGGGAAGAGUGCAUACCUUGGGGGAAAACAAGGGGUUAGUAGAGAAUGAAGGAAAAGAGAUGCCAAGUUAAAAUGGUAACAAAAACACUGGAUGCAGCCCCAAUUAAAACCUACAAAAGUGGUUCUUGGAGUGAUCUGAGUUGCAUUCUUGGUUUAGACUCUGAAUACAUACUGAUAGAAGGAAUCCUAGAGCAGUGUCAUUUAUAAUCUUGCUUUGUAAAUCUUGAAACCUAUAUCUCUCGUACUUUUAGAGAUGGUUCCGCUGUGGAGAUAGUUGGUUUAUGCAAAUCAACAGUUCGCUGGUUACUAGAGUUGUCCAAGAAUAAUAUAUUUCCUUAUUCUGGAGUUACUAUCAAAAGACAUGGUAAGUAGUCUCAUCUGCAAUGUACGAUGGGAAUGGAGAAAAUUCAAACCAUUUCACAUGCAUUAUUUAGUUGUAGUAUUUACAACAACUCUGCAAGAUCAGUAUUUUUACUUCAAAAUCAUAAUUAUUAUUAACUGUGCUGCACCCAAGGAUAAUGUUCUGAGUGCGAAGCAAUAUUUUUGACAGUGGUUUUCGAACUUUCAAGCCUGAGGAAUCUUGUUGACUACCACUGAACACCAAGCCAUAGUACUUAUAUAGAGUAUAUUGCAGGUUCACGUUUGUCUUUGAAAUUAAACCAACACAGGUCUUUAUAUAUAUAUUUUCUGUUGGCACUGAAGCAUUAUCAAAACCAGUCUUUUGCGUUACAUUGUUUUCCAGGGAAAGAAGAGACCAUAACGUAUGAUCAGUGGAACAGAAAAAUCCUGGCACACUUUGAAAAGCUGUUCUUUGUCUCUGAGAAUCCAGCAGAUCCCAAUGAGAAACACCCAACUCUGGUUCACAAGCGAGGCAUAUAUAAGGACAGCUAUGGAGCUUCAAGUCCUUGGUGUGAUUAUCAACUAAGGCCAAAUUUCCCUAUAGCAAUGGUUGUGGUAUGUAUUGUGUAAACAUACUUUUCAAACCAUAUAACUUUUUUCGCUUCUUUUUUUUAAACUCAACUUCUAUUACAUAGUUUAGGCUGCAGUCCUAACUCUACUUACCUAAAAGAAAGUUCUAUUAAAUUCAAUAAGACAUGCUUCUGAGUAGACAUGUUUAGGACUGUGCUUUUAGUUUAGCUUUUCUUCACUGGCGCUUUACAAGCUAUGAUGAGCAAAAUAUGAUUUGGGGGAGGAAUCCCACUGAACAUUACUUCUGAAAUAACCUCUCCAAAAUCUGAUGGGUCCGUUAACUCGUUAGCAUUAGCAUGCGCAUUUUGGGUGGGAUCCUUUUGUACCCUCCCCCAGGCCCUUGCAGGAAGGGCUCUUGAUUCCUCUGCUACUGGAGGAAGAAAUGAGAAAGUCUUAGGACCCUGAUCCACAAUUCUGCUGUGUCAUGCAGUAGUGUCGGAUACUGUGCUAUGUUGAUCCCAUCCCCUUUAGCCAACAAAUUCCUAUGAAUCACUGUAUGGAGUUGGAAGGGAUCCCAAGGGUCAUCGAGUCCAACCCCCAACCCAAAAAUGCAUAUAUUAGUGCAACUGUAGAUUAGUGCACAGAAACAAAUGCAUAUACUGCUGAAAACCAAGAUGCAUUAUAUUAGGUGCAAUGCAUAUGGGUCUCCAUGCUGACUUUUUAAAAGGAUGACAUUGACGAUAAUGAUUAUAAUAAUAAUAACUUGUACCCCUCCCAUGGCUGGGACGCGGGUGUCGCUGUGGGUUAAACCACAGAGCCUAGGACUUGCCGAUCAGAAGGUCGGCGGUUCGAAUCCCCGCGACGGGGUGAGCUCCCGUUGCUCGGUCCCUGCUCCUGCCAACCUAGCAGUUCAAAAGCAUGUCACAGUGCAAGUAGAUAAAUAGGUACCGCUCCAGCGGGAAGGUAAAUGGCGUUUCCAUGUGCUGCUCUGGUUCGCCAGAAGCAGCUUAGUCAUGCUGGCCACAUGACCCGGAAGCUGUACGAUGGCUCCCUCGGCCAAUAAAGCGAGAUGAGCCCACAACCCCAGAGUUGGCCACGACUGGAACUAAUGGUCAGGGUUCCCUUUACCUUUACCCCUCCCAUCUGACUGGGUUGCCCCAGCCACUCUGGGUGGCUUCCAACAUAAUAACACAGCAAAACAUGCUCUGGGUGGGCACAUAAUCUAUUUGCAAACUGGUGUGAAAAUUGCCUGAACUGUGAUCAGCUGUGAAUUUAAGAUUGGGAAAAUGAGAAAUGAAGAGAAGGCAAAGUUCUCAGAUUCGUCCAUCCUUCAGUGAGGUCUAGACUCAGCAGAGUUCAUCUGCCAUAGAACAAUCAGAAGUGCUCACAAACCCUGCAGAGAACAGCUGCUAGCCUGUGAUGUUCAGUUCCCUAUCAGUGAGGUGCUUUGAAAUAUUCCUACCAGUCUCUGCAAUGCUGGUGGUUCUCACAUCAACUGGGAUCCAAAGUCUCUGGGCUCAAGUUUCCCUGGGCUCAGCUUCCUUCCCUGGCUCUGGGGAGUCAAGAGGAAAGGACAACCCUGGCAACUCGGAAUAUUUGCGAAUUGUGCUCUGUUAAAAAUUAGGCUAUUUAAACACUGCUUUUACACUGAGAUUUUAGGUUGCAUUGUGGAUAAUACGGGGGAGGGGGUAAAAUAUGUGUGAAAACCAGGAUGAAGCUUGUUCAUUUAAUUUUCCAGGGUUUUGCUAUUGGUUUUUAAGUGGUUUUUCCCCCCUUGGUUUUUUUAUCAAGGCACCUGAAUUGUUCUCUCCUGAGCGAGCGUGGAAAGCACUUGAAAUGGUAGAGGAAAAGCUACUAGGUCCACUUGGCAUGAAAACUUUGGACCCAGAGUAAGUGCAAUAGAAGGCUGAUUAGAUCUUGCUCAGAAUUAGGAGCUAAAUUCUGUGCAAGGCAAACACCGAAGUCUCCGUCUCCAGGGCUUCUUCAUUAAUAGAAACCUGGAGUUCUGUUGCAUCAAAUAUAAGAUUCCUUGACAGAGAAACUUUGUUCAAAACCUCCCAGUGGGUAGCAUCUAUCUUUCCGAUAUUCCCAUCUCAAUCCAGCUAAUAUGAUUUCCCCUGUGCUUUAAUGCAACCACAUUUUGAAUACAUUUGCCGGGGGGGGGGGGGGGGAGUUAACUUUGAGCAUGAAACUAAAAUGGUGCCAUGCUCCAUGGCUUAAAUAAGUUUGUGUCCCCAUCAGUGUGAAAAGAAAUCUUUUGGAAGAAAAAAAUAAACAAACAACCAUGCCAUUUUAAAAGCUUUUUGGGAGACCAAGCUUCCCUGAAGAGGGAAUUACGCAACUUGUUGCCACCUCUGGAAAUAUACGUGCAGAAUUGAUCUGUGUAAUGUUGCUUACAAAUAACGGGGGGCUGGGUUGGAUGGGGGAGAUGAUGUUGGAAAUGUUUUGAUUAGAAUUCUUUUGAAUUGAGAUCUAUUCUCCCUAAACAACUCUGUAUCUUUUCAUGCAGCUUUCUAUAAUUGUACUUAUUUGCCCUUUGUGAUUUUUUUUGUCUACAGUGAUAUGGUUUACUGUGGUGUCUACGACAAUGCCUUAGAUAAUGAUAACUACAAUGUGGCAAGAGGAUUUAAUUAUCACCAAGGACCUGUAAGUUUUGUGCUUCAGCACUUUUCCCCCCCAACAGAUUUUGGUUUUCCAUUGCCAAAAAUGUGUGUCCUUAAUUCUGCUUCUCUUGCCUUUUUUAUUUUAUUUUAAGGAAUGGCUGUGGCCAAUUGGAUAUUUUCUUCGUGCCAAGUUGUACUUCUCCAAGUUAAUUGGUCCAGAGAUCUAUGCGAAGACUGUCUAUUUGAUUAAGAAUGCUCUUUCUCGCCAUUACGUCCACCUUGAGAGGUAGCUUUUCAUUUAAGCAGCUUGAAGUAUCGCUGUUGGACACCCAUUUGUUUUGAUAUUUCUUCCAGAAUAAUAUGGGUCUCUCAUCUUGAAUAAUUAUAUACACACUGCAGCCAAAAAAGGGGGGGGAGGCAUAAUGAAGGAAAUUCUUUGCAGAAGAAUUACGGGGAAUGUGAAAGCUGUUUUUAUGAGACCUAUAAAAUGGAACCAGGGCUUUUCGCUAGUACCAGUGUUUCCCAAACUUGGGUCUCUCCAGCUGUUUUUGGACUACAAUUCCCAUCAUCCCUAGCUAGCAGGACCAGUGGUCAGGAAUGAUGGGAAUUGUAGUCCAGAAACAGCUGGAGAGACCCAAGUUUGGGAAACACUGAGCUGUACGUUUUAGACAAGAGUGAAACCGCAAGUGUAUCACGAGCCAUUAUUAAUUUGUUGUGAUACUUUCAUGCUUCGACCCUAAAGCCUUUUAAAUUGGAGAGAUCUACUGGCCUAGUCCCAUCAACCGUAACCUGUAUGCAGAAGUAGGAAAUCACUUGUGAAUCAUUGCAUACGAGACAUACCAUUCUGUGUGUAGGGAUGGGGAUGGAGAGUAGAAUGCCCACAUCAGGCAAGUACCGUAUUUUUUGCUGUAUAAGACUCACUUUUUCCCUCCUAAAAAGUAAGGAGGAAUGUGUGUGUGCGUCUUAUGGAGCGGAUGCAGGCUGCGCAGCUAUCCCAGAAGCCAGAACAGCAAGAGGGAUUACUGCUUUCACUGCGCAGUGAUCCCUCUUGCUGUUCUGGCUUCUGAGAUUUAGAAUAUUUUUUUUCUUGUUUUCCUCCUCCAAAAACUAGGUGCGUCUUGUGGUCUGGUGCGUCUUAUAGAGCGAAAAAUACGGUACUUUGCUUGCUUAUCAUGGUUGCCUGGGAAACUGCAAUAACAGAUUAUCCUUGCAAUAGGUUGGAAAGCCAGUUCUUGGUUGGGGAAAGAUGUUAAAGUUCGUGGGUUGUAAAUCCUUUGACCCACUGAGUCUGCUGCAAUGGCCCUGCAAUAAAUUUCAUUUAUUGCCACUCCGACAAACUUCAAUGGCGCCCACACGCUGCCACUCACGCUGCCACUCUUCUCAGUUGCCGGAUAAUAGCAGAGUUCACACGCAGCGUAAAAUGGCUUUGUCUGUGUCUGCGUGGUGUCUUCAAUAACUCAGCUUGACACCAGUUCUUCUACUUUAACACUCUUUAUUUAGAAGCAUAACAAACAGAAAAGAAAACUUACAGAAUCUAGCUGCAUGUUCGCAACUUUCUGUCUCUAACAAAAACAAAACUACCUUGCUCACAUUCUCAGACAGACUGCUCUCUGCAGCCCCCAGAGAGCAUAAAGGUAAAGGUAAAGGGACCCCUGACCAUUAGGUCCAGUCGUGGCCGACUCUGGGGUUGUGGCGUUCAUCUCGCUUUACUGGCCGAGGGAGCCGGCAUACAGCUUCCGGGUCAUGUGGCCAGCAUGACUAAGCCGCUUCUGGUGAACCAGAGCAGCACACGGAAACGCCGUUUACCUUCCGGCUGGAGCGGUACCUAUUUAUCUACUUGCACUUUGACGUGCUUUCGAAGUGGUAGGUUGGCAGGAGCAGGGACCGAGCAAUGGGAGCUCACCCCGUCAUGGGGAUUCGAACCGCCAACCUUCUGAUCGGCAAGUCCUAGGCUCCGUGGUUUAACCCACAGCGACACCCGCGUCCCCAGAGAGCAUAGAUCAAAGGAAAAUGCCCAGGUCAUGUGGGCAAUGCACCCAGUGAAUAAGAACGCUUCCUGGAGUGUUAACUCUUAACUGUCCAGAACCAUAACAAAAGAGAGAGAAAAUGCAAGGAAGGGGGCAGAACUUGGUCUGGGUGCUCUGUCUUCCAAAAAGUUUUUGGUCGCAUGCAGGAAUCCAUCAUGAUCUCAGUGUUCUUAGUAGUGGCCAACCCCCGUCUUAGCAGAUGGGCACCGUGAGACACUAAUGUUUUCCUUCCCCAGUCUUUGUUGUGUAGAUUGUCACUGCAGUAACAUGCACACACUGUUCUCUGGGCCAAGGUUUAUGCUUUUUGGAAACCAGCAGUUCUGCCUCUACCUGGAUCCUGCUGGUUUGUUUUGCUUGGUCCUUGUGUACUGAAUAACACAGGCUAUUUCACUGAAGUACCAAGACAAUGAAUGUAAAUGCAAGCCCCAGUAAAAGGGAAAUUGGGCAACAAUGGAAUGUAUACACAAAGUCAUCUUAAUAAUUUUCUCUCUGUGUCCAGUGAUUGAGUAUAAUUGAUAGCAUUGUUUUGUCAUUAAUAUAGAGUAGAGCAAUUUCAGUCCUCGACUAUUAUUUUGCAGCAGCCUGAUUCUCUAUUUUAAAGAAUCUUAUUUUGAUUUAUGUGGAAAUCGUUCCAUUUGAUUGUGUACUUGGGAUGCUUUAUUUAUUGUUUAUGACUAUUUGUUAUAUUUGUAAUUAUAUGAGUUUUUUCAUGUUGUAUGCUGCCUUGAGCAUGGUUUGAACUAUGGAAAGGCGGCAUACAAAUAAAAUUAUAUUUGUAUGUAAAAGGCUAGGAGUGAAAUUGCUAGUUUUAAGAGUGCCCCUGAGGAAGAACUCAUUUCAAAAGGUAGUGCUUUUUUUCGGGGAGGCACAGGGGUACGCAUACCCCUAAACAUUUUGUGAACCUUUGUACUUUUGUCCCUUUACUGUAUUUAUUUUCCCCGAUUUGAACUAUAAAAUGGUGAUUUUCUUGAGUCAAAAUGAGAGUACCUCUAAACAUUUUUUAAGAAAAAAAAGCAAUGCUGAAAGGCAUUGGGCUUAGUAAAGUUUUGUCGUCUAAAUCUGCAAUUCCCCUUCAUCUUUUCCACAGCUGGGAGCUUCCCACUUUUUCUAAUGUACAUUAGACUUUUUAAAAAAGGGGGGGGGAUUUGAAAUCAGAGCAGUUUGCCAAAUAGUUAUAAUUCCUGGUCUAUAUUCUUUCACGCACACCCAUGUGUGCUGUCCUUUAUGUGAGAUGGGUUGCUUUAAUAUAUUAAAAUGCUCGGUAGUUCCAGUAGUGAUGCAUUAACUUUUUGCUUGUUUGUUUUGGCAGAUCACCUUGGAAAGGUCUUCCAGAACUGACUAACGAAAAUGGUCAGUACUGCCCUUUCAGCUGUGAAACACAGGCCUGGUCCAUUGCUGUGAUCCUUGAGGUUCUCUACGACUUGUAAACGUGUUUGCCUGCCUUGAUGAAACUGCUAGCUUUGUCACGAAUGCCGUAACCAUGCAUAUCCUGCUUUAGUAGUGGACUGUGCCUGCACUGGCAAGACACUUGUUAGGAGCAUUUGAUGCCCAUCCUUUGAGAAUCACACCAUGAUAUUUGUUUUGAUUGCGAGGACUAGGAUCAGAAAAACUUAAAAGAACCAUCACUUGAGAAUAUAGUCAGAUAUGUUUAGAUUAAAAGUAUUACACAUUCUACAGUAACAGGUUUCAAACUCGGUAUCUCUCUUUUCCUCAAGGUGACAAGCUAAUCAAAUGUUGAUGUGUUAUGUGCAUACCUAUAACAUUCAAACUCGGCCCUCCAGAUGUUUUGGGACUACAAUUCCCAUCAUCCCCGACCACUGGUCCUGUUAGCUAGGGAUCAUGGGAGUUGUAGUCCCAAAACAUCUGGAGGGCCGAGUUUGCCUAUGCCUGUCCUAUGAUAAGGGUUGGUUUUCCUCGUUCAGGUAAUUAAGUAAAAGUCGCAACACUGAUUCCUGCUUUGCACCAAGGAGCCAUCAUGUCAAGUAGUUGCAUAGCAGUUUUAAAAUCUCAUGUUGCAGAGGCUUCCUCCAUGUGACAGGCUACUUGUCUGAAGCAGCUUGCUACAACCAUGGGGAAAAAAUACCUUCUUUCACCCCAAAUGCACUUGAUCUGGAUCUCAGUAGCCUGUAUUCAGCUGUGCCAUUAUAUCAGUGCAAUUAAUUAAUCAGCCAGAGACAGAUUAGGCAAGGAUGUCCCCUUCUGUUGCAAAAAAAGGAACUGGCUUAAAAUAUACUGUGAUGACAAUUAAAUUUCACUGCCUGUUUCUUUAAUUUGUGCCUGUAAUAGUAAUACUUUAUUGAUUUCAGUACUUUUUUUAACACUUAUCCCCAAAGCAAAAACAUAGUAGUUAGAGGUUUAUCGGAGAACAUGCUGAUCAUAGAGGCAGCUUACUUGCAUUCUCUGUUCUUAAAAUCACACUCAGUGCAGACAAACAGGUUGGAGAGUAUACUAUGCCGCAGCUAUAUUGUGAUACAUAUCACUUUUUAAAAGCACAGUAUAGAAUUUGUCUAUAUAGGUACUUUGAUACUAAGAAUAAUUUAAGGAAUCUGAAUGGUUGACAUGUGGACUACGGCUUCCAUUUGAUCAUAAUUUUGUCACUGAAUUUCACCUAAUAUUUUUUGGUAGGAUUUUUUUCAUCAAUAAACAUCAAAAGUUUAUAUUGUUUUGACAUUUCUAAUCAUUUACAGUUAUAGUAAUGGGUGGUUAAUUAAAAUAUUAUGUAUCUGAUUAUUAUUAUUUUUAAGACUCUUAUCAAAAGGACUUUUUCUUAGCCUGGUAUAUAUUUCCUCAAUCUGUUGGGGAAAUUUCCUAGCCUUAACAUAUCUCUUGGCAUUUAAAAUAAAUUUCAUUAAAACAAUUAAAGCUGCAAUCCUAUAUUCAUUUGCCUGGGAAUCAAUCCCUUUAAACUCAGCGAGGCCGAAUUCUGAGUAGACUGCACUGUUUCAUUGUUAGAAAACAAGCUACUGAACCCAAAAUGGAAAUUAGAGCCAAUUAAUAUGACCAGGUUGUGAUAAGCGUUACUGGAAUUGCCACCUUGAAGAAAUUUAUGGAUAUUACAUCUGCCCUUGUAAUAGCUCUACCUAGAUUACCUUUCAGCAGGCAAUGAAUCAAUAAUACUGACAGUUGUUAGAGACUCCCAGGCAAUUAAUAUUGUCAGAAAAGCAAAUUACCGUCAUAGCGACAUAUUUCCAAGUUGUGCUAUUUUGUAUUGAAAUCCCUUGGUGCUUGGAGUAAAAGUUUAUAUGAAAGUGGCAGCUCUCUUGCAUUUUUGCUUCCAAAACACCACUAUCUUUCAGGUGCAAUUCAGUCACAUGCAGGCAAAUUCACAUUGCACAAGUGGUUUUGGCGCUUUUGCACAGCAAACCUUUCCCCCACCCCAAAAAUAUGGCUUAUUGCAGUAAGGAAAGGGAUGGGGAAAUGCACUGAAAGAUAUAGGAUAACAGCUGCUUGACACUACAUCAUAGAACCUCACAAACAAAUCAUUAGACAUUGUAUAACCUCCAUGCAGAUUGUGUGCAAACAGAUCUGGGUGAAUGCUCAAAAACAGGUUAUCUGGAAGUGACCUGUACUGAGCCCUGUGCUGUCCUGACUGCAUGGGAAGGUGGGUGUCUGAUUUUUAAUAGCAAAAGGUUUGUUCACGGCUUAAAAUUCAGUUUGCCAAAUUGAAUUUGUUACUAAAUAGAUUUGCACAUGGUUUGGGCAUUUCACAACAUUGAACAGGAAGAGUGAGUUGUCAGUGUUUUCUGUUCCGUUGAAGUUUUUCUUAAGUUGCACUGCCCUGUCUGAAAACAACAGAUAUUUUCAUGUUAAUAUAUUUCUUAUUUUGCAGUGAUGUUAAAAAUGCUUAAAUACAUUUCAGUUCUUCACCUGUACAAAUAAAUAGCAUACCUUAAGAUUUUUGAAUUAUACUGUUACCAAAAAAAUUAAUGUUUUUAAUGUCAAUUGAAAUGCCUUAAUUGCGGGGGUGGGAACUAAGCAUUAUUUUACCAACAGUGCUGUUGACCUAAAUUUCACUGUCCAAACUUGGUUGGGAAGAAAGGACACUUUUGUAUGAAAAUCUCCAUUCUGCUAUUUAGCCAGUGAACUCAGGCAUUCAUGAUCUUUGUUUCUGUCAAGAUGGAGAAUAGAAAAAUCUGUGGAACUCAUAGUUAGUAUGUGCUUGGAGAACAAUAUUUAAUAAAGAUAGAGAGACUUAACAAUUAGGAGAUACUAGUAUCUUAUACUACUGUGCAUCUUAAAGCAGUAUGCAGGUAACUCGUAACCUAUGCAAGGAUUUGGCCGUGGGGUUCCACACAUAAGUGCAAAAAGACGUAAAGCCAGGAACCCCUGGGACUGCCCCCCCCAAAGUUGGAGGGUCUGCUUGGUUUUGGGGAAAAGGCUGGAAGGGCUCUAGGACCUUGCCAGAGCCCUCAUUCCACCUUCCCAAAAGCUGGGUAAGCCUGCAGUUGUAGCUUUGAUGGGAAGGUAGGAAAUAAGCAAAUGGAGAAUGGAUUUCUUCUGCUCUCCAUUUCCCACCCACAAAUGCAAAGCUACAAUCAUGUAAGUAAAAUAAGCCUGUGAGUUACCUGUACACAAUGCGAGUUUAAAAUGCCACUGAAGUUUACAGCUUGUUCUAGCAUACAUUGCAAAGCCAACACGUUGAUGCCAACAACAUACGAUUCACAAUACUCUCUGUAGGUAGACCGAAAAGGUAACUGCAUAUCUUCCACAGUCUUAUCUUCUGCCAUGCCUCCUAGCAAUCAGUGUUUCAUUCUCUUUCAAACAAUAGAGCAAAAGCCAUCUGGGUAUCUCAUCUGUACAUGUUGCUGCUGCUGCUUAACUGAAAUAGCGAUGUAAUUUUCAUUUCAGAAGGUACUUACCAAACCUGAAAAACAAUUUAAAAGGGAAUCAUAGUUAAUGCUGCAUGUCAUAUGAUGAGAAGUGCAAUUGUUGCACACGUGAGUCCUGUGUGUCUUGUCUGGUACAGUUAUUUUUGUUACAUGGAUGAUUAUUUUCUGCAGUUAUGUGAGUGACAUACAAUAAAAGUCUAACAAAGUUGC
Molecule: messenger RNA, 48092 nt
Organism: Podarcis lilfordi (Lilford's wall lizard)
Lineage: Eukaryota; Metazoa; Chordata; Lepidosauria; Squamata; Lacertidae
Source: the annotation of a GenBank genome assembly